AUGGAUGAUCAGAAGCCAUCCAGCGAGGACAAAGAAUCAGAAGCAUCAGGUUGUGAAUUACUGCUUCUUGUCUUGUUUUGGGCCCCAUGUACUUUAUCACUUAAAACCAAUAUGGCUUCAAGUUUGGAUUAGUGGUAGCUGUUUUUUAGCUUCCCAUGUACAGGGGAAUGGAUAACUCAUGUAGUGCCUUAUGCUUGCUGCUUUUCCUUUUUUGGGUUUGUGCGUGAUUUGGCCUUUUCGUUCCAUAGCAUUUGCAGACCAGCAGUCGCUGUCUCUUUCAGAUUUACUUGCUGUUUGGUUAAACCAAUAAUGUAAACUUGCAUAUCUAAUAGGCUAGUCCAAAUGUUGCAUCAAAUUGACAUUUACUGUAGAUGGAUUCAUAAUGGUUUUUCAAAGUUGUAUCUUGCAUGCUUAAUUCGAGCUGUCUCCUCAACCCCCCAAGAUUUCAAUUUUUAUUUUUCCUUAUGCUUACCAAUAAAUAGAAACAUAGUUUGUCUUAGAAAGAGGUUGCAUGUUGAUGAUUAUAAUGUUAUAAUGGAUUAGAAUCUCAAAAUGCAUAGUGGAAUUUUGACCCAAGAAUAAUUAUUUAUGGAAGCAAUUUGUGUUUUCUGUUGGCAAGCCCAGUUUAUAGAAUAAUUCUCUAAAUUACUUUGUUCUUGUAAAUGAUUAAUUUGGAAAGGAACACUCUUAUGUAAAUAUGACACCCCUGCUAUUUUGCUUUAUUUUAUUUGUAAUAGACUUGUGCAAAUUUAGUUUGGAGCUUUUUGUCCGAAUCAAAUUCCUUUCAUUCACAUCUGAACAAAUUGACCUGUCCAGGAUUUACCUAUGGCAUAUUGAUCAUUGAAUAAGACUCCUCGGGUAAAUCCUAACGGCUCGCUUUGUUUUGGUAUGGAUUUACAUGAAUUGUCUUUGGACAAAUCAGUCCAAAUACAUUUUUUAAAAAACUUUGAUUUUCAAAAAUGUAACUUUAUUUUUAAGAUAUAUAAAAUUGUACAGAAUAGCCACACAUUGGUUGCUAGUCCCUUAACUUCAGACAGAAUUAAUUUUUUAAUUUUAUUUUUAAUUUUUUUUAUUUUGCCUCACUCCACUGAGUAUUCAACAGAUGAUAUGCUUGAUACAAUGUAAUACAGUAAAACAAGCAUGACAUUUAGACAGUAUGUAUGAGUACAGAGUAGGGGGAGGAUUUUUAUAUGUUUAUAGGUGUGCGGGCCUAACCGGUAGCGUCCAAUAAAGUGUAGAACCUUACUCAAGGUACAAGGUAGCACCCUCCUAUAAUAUAACUAUGGCACAUGUGUUUCGUAAUAUAGAGAGUAUGGAGGGGAACUUCUCGAGUAUCAUGCACCCUCUGAGUGGGUUUAUCAGCUCCCCAAUGAGUUAAACAGCUUUGUUACAGAGGGUGAGAACGGUAAUAAAGAAUACGUAGGAGCGCAGCAAUGGAUAAAAAUAACUAACAAAAAAUAAAAUUAGAGAAACUAUUAAACUAUGAAUAUAGUUCGUCGUCAUGAUCGUGUGGUCACGUAAAGUCCUUCUGGCUUGUUGGUGGAGAUAUCUCCUGCAAGCGGACUGUGUGUCACAGGUUAUUCAGGUUACCGGUGGUGCAGGCGGGCGUCCGGGGGUUGACCGAAGACGGAUCCAUGUUUCGAAGACGGGAGGUUGAAGCAUCCUGUUCCGGUUCAGGCUGCGCAUAUUGACCUCUAGUUCUUGUGGAUUCUUAGCUCUGUAGGUGCCUCCCUGGUGGGUGAGUAUGAGUAGUCUGGAGUUUCCCCAGCAGUAGGUCACAUCUCUGUACUCGCUGUGUCAGGGAUGCCUCUCAGCUUAAGAUUGUACCAUCAACUCUGGUCUUCCAGGUUAUCAACCCUGGCCUCCAUGCCUCUCUGGGCCAGGUGGAUCUCCUCCAGCCUCUGCUCCAUGUUUGUUAUAGUAACAUAGAAUGUGACGGCAGAUAAGAACCAUUCGGUCCAUCUAGUUUGCCCAAUUUUCUAAAUACUUUCAUUAGUUAUUCUGGAGUCUUGGUUGCUGGAGGUGGCCUCUAGGACGCAAGUCGGGUGAGUGCACCAUCUACUGUCUCUUUAAAUUGUGAGAUGUCGGCUGCUAUAUUUGACGCAGCUCCGCCAGCAUGGAUUGCAGCAUGUCUUUAGUGAUUUAGUGAGUUCUUGGCCAGCAGGUGGUGCAGGUCGUACCUUCGGCACCACUCCCAGCAUGGCUCCUCCGUCCAGGUCAGUGUGGAAAUCCUCGGAGGAGUAAGAGGAUGCUUCAUCCUAAGGCGCCAUAUUGGGCCAUGCGGUCUGGUGUGCGCGCCGCAGGAAGUAGCCAAUAUCUAGGCUGUUGGAUGCCCGAUCUGCCUUGUUUUGUUUUUUUUUGUUAAUCAGCCCAUGGUUGUGUGUCCAGCUCCAGGGUGUCAGCCCGCUUUUGAGGGUCAAAUUGGCUGCCAUCUAUUGGCCUCGGAGCUCUCCAGAGAUGCGUCUCCAGCCAGAAUUUUUACAGCGAGUCAUUACCUCGGCACUGUGUGAGGCAGUACACAAAGUGGAUGAUGUAAAUGUCCCUGUUCCAUGUACUUUCUUUGCCGAUGGCUACUGUGCCUUUCCUUCUCAUCUUCUCUCUUCCUCAGUGAAGCUCUAUACUUUUUCCUAAAGUGGUCUUCAACUAUAACCAAUGCAGAGGAAUGAUCUGUACACUUAACCUGCUUCAUUAAGCUAAAGUUGUUUUGGUGACUACAGUGUCAAUUUAACGCUUUCAGUACUCACCCAGUCUUUUUAUUUAUUAAUUUUUUGGCUACUCAGCCGCUGUGUAUGUACAGAAAAGAGAAGCUAGUCAGGAACACUUUUUUUUUUUUUUUUUCUUUCUGUGCACAUUUAGAAGUGCUCUACUUUUCAUUGUGCAAAUCAAAUACUAAGAUAUAGAAACGAUCUAUCUGGGGUGCGAGCAGAUUGUGGUUUGCACAUAUUGACAUGCUCCCUGUCAUCUGCUCCCCUGUACAAAUGAGCAUUCUAUUGUUAUUUACUUUCAGAUUUAAUAUGGCAUAAUGCCAGUAAAUUGGAAAAAUGUGAACUGUUCAGUUAACAAGUGAUACUUACUUGCAUAUACAUAUAAUUUAUAUUCCUAUCCUGAUGACUACUAACCUGCUACUGUUUGUGAUUGAAUAAACAUUGUUCACUUUUCUGCAGCAAGUCCUGAGUCUUUUUUUUUUUUUUUUCCUUCCUUCUAACUUUGUGGAGUGAUAUGUUGCUUAUAUUGGAGCACCCAGGCAUUGUUUAUAUGGAAUGUUUGCAUCUAGGAACUGAGUGCCACCAUUUACCAUGUAUAUGUAUGAGAGAGAGAGAGAUAGCGCUCUAAAUCGAUACACUGAUUAAACACAACAUUCAAAACAGGUGAAGUGAAUAAUAUUGGUUAUAUCAUUACAAUGGCACCUGUGAAAGGGUGGGAUAUAAUAGGCAGCAAGUGGACAGUCCAUUCUUUAAUUUAAUAUGUUAGAAGUAGGAAAAAUGGGCAAGCAAAAAGGCUAGACUAGACGACUGGGUCAGAGCAUCUCCAAAACCGCAAGUCUUGUGAGGUGUUCAGAGUAUGCAGUGGUUAGUACCUACUAAAAGUAGUGCAAGAAAGGACAACUGGUGUCAAGGUCAUGGGUGCCCAUAACUCAUUGAUGCACUUGGUCAGAGAAGGCUAGCCUUUCUUUUACUGUAGCUCAAAUUUCUGAACGACUUAAUGCUGGCCAUAAUAGAAAGGUGUUAGAACACUCAACGCAUCUGUUUGCUGCAUUUGGAACUGCUUAGCUGCAGACCACACUGUGACAACUCUUGUCUGCUGCCAAAAGUGCCUUCAAUGGGGGACAUGAGCAUCAGAACUGGACCAUGGAGCAAUGGUUGUCUGGUCUAAUGUACAAUAUUUUCUUUUGGAUCAUGUGGUUCCUGGGUGUGUAUGCCUUGUUUACCUGGGGUGAAGAUGGCAGCAGGAUACACUAUGGGAAGAAGGCAGGCCUGCGGAGGGAGUGUUAUACUCUGGGCAAUGUAGGGCUGGGAUUCAUACAAACUGCCUUGUACACCCUACGCUGACCAGUCUGUGGCUCUUCAUUUGUAUAUAUUUGAAGGUUAGCGGACUUCUACCACAGACCUCCGGUGCUACUGAUACCAGUGUGCAACAUUCAACUGCGUGUGCAUUGUUUGCAUGGGGAAGAGAUGUCAGCAGAAUGCACUAUGGGGAGAAGGUGGGCCAGAAGAGGCAGUGUAAUGGUCUGGGCAAUGGUUUGCUGGAAAACUUUGGUUCCUGGCAUUUAUGUGCGUGCUACUUUAUGUACAACCUACCUAGAGAAUGUUGCAGACCAUGUACACCCCUGCAUGGCAGUGGUAUUCCCGGAUAGCAUUGGCCUCUUUCAGCAGGACAAAGCACCCUGCCACACUGCAAAAAAUUGUUCAGCAAUGAUUUGAGGGACGUGCAAAGAGUUCAAGGUGUUGCCCUGGUCUCCAAAUUCCCAAGAUCUCAAUCCGAUUUGAGCUUCUGUGAGCUGUGCUGCAAAAAUACAUGGAGGCUUCGCACCUUGAUGGACUUAAAGGAUCUGCUGCCAGAUGGAUUUAAAGGAUCUUGAUGGACUUAAAGGAUUUUGGUGCCAGAUACCCCAGGUGCCUGGACUCCUGAAUGUGCCGUUCAGAGGUCUUGUGCAGUCCAUGCUUCGACGCACCAUAUGUUUUGGCAGCAUUAGGGAGACCUGCACGAUAUUAGGCAGGUUGUUUUACUGUUGUGGCUAAUCAGUGCAUAUAAAAUUCUACCCUAACUAGUAUGCACAAAAAAUAUUUUUGCAAUUACAAACCAGGUGCUUAAUCCGGCAACAUUCGUAUACAAGUGUAAAAAGGUUAGCACUCUAGGGUGUUAAAUUUUUUUUCUUUCUUUAAAUCUUGAUGAAAGAUUUGUAAAGCAUCAAAAAUGAUAUUUUUUGGAUAAAUUUAAGGAAAUUAUUAUUUUUUUUUUUUUUUUCAUAAAACACCCUAGAGUGCUGACUGCUUUACGUGUGUGUAGAUAGAAAUAGAUCGAUCUCUAUAUCGCGAAAUGCUCUGCGCUCAUACACAAACCUAAAUAUAUUGCUCGGUAUUAUUAAUAACCAAAUCGGAGUAAUUACUGUUGUAAGCGAAUAAGUGUCAUGAUUAACUUUUUUUUUUUUUGUAAUGUUUCUAAUAAUUUGUUAAUUCUCUUUAUACACAAGCUGAUGAAAAUGUGUCUGAUGGGGCCUGUGAAGCUGAAGGGGAGGAGGCUAGCAAACCAGUGCAGACAGACCCAGACAUCAAGGAUGGUGGUAUUUCUGACCCACUGUGCAGCAGGUACUGUUAUUACAAAUUUUUGGGGGAGGGGGGAGUGUGAACUAGACAGUCUGUUGUACCAAACUAUUAUAGCAUUUCUUGCAUGCUGUGUACAUCUAACUAUUCUGUGUGCUUACAGUAUUUAUUAUUAAUGGACCAAGGCACAAAUUUACCUCCAGGUUUCUGUUUAAAAUACCUAUGUCCUAGACCUAGGGUAGGCUACCUGUUAGUAGUUCGGUGCCAAAACAUGAUUUUAAAGUCCCUUGGUGUGACUGACGCGCGCACACGCACUGUGUCAGUGGUGUUUUUGGGGACUGUGUAUGUGGGCUGUUUAUAUUAUUUGCAUUAAGGAGAGGCUUAUUCCACAGUUCUGUCUAUAUCUAGCAAUGUGGGUGGCUUCCCUGGGGUUCAGUAUGGACCAGGUAUUGGUCAAGGGUAGGAACCGCGAUAGCUGCUGUGGGCUGCUCUACUCCAUUCCUGUUCACCAGUACUGGGAUGAAUACAUAAAUUGAUUAUCCCUCACCACCUUUUUGCAAUAGCUGAUAUCUGAAGUUCCUCUGGGACUCCUGAUAGGCCAGAGCCUUGAGUGCCGUGCAAAGGCACCUCGAGUACCAAGCAUAUCAUACGUGCCAUAUGUUGCUGACCUCUAAGUAUUCAAAUACCAGUGGCCACUGUAUUCAUUAAAUGGUAUCUGUUUGCUGCAUUUGGUAUUCUAAAGUAUCCAACAUAAAUGUCGUAUGUUUAGAUAUUUGUUUUCAAAUAUGUGUAUAUUAUGUAUUUGAUCUAUUUCCAUUUUAAGUCGUUUAAAAUAUUGUACAUUUUUAUUUAUUUAUUUAUUUUUCCCUCCCAGUGCAUCCAAGACAAGGCGCUGUGCUCUUUGCAACUGUGGAGAGAGAAGUACUCAAGGACAGGGUGAACUCUUGCGUUUUGAUCCUACCCCAGGCCACCUGGAGCUGAUUCCUGAUGAUUGUCAGGCCCAAGCAAUUGACACACAACAACCUGAUCCUUUUGUAAUUGGGUUUGAUGAGAGUGUAUCCCCAGAAGACCUCUUUGAGUCUACAGGUUAGAAGUGAAACCGUUUCUACAACAUUAGCACUCAGUCCUGUAUUCUAAUUGUAGAAAAUACUCCAGGCACUCCAAUAGGUUCCAAGAUUUAAGGCAAUUUAUUUGAACCAAGAACUAAAUUUUUCUAAGCCUCUUGCUUACUGAUAUGCCUAUAAUUUUUUUUUCUUUCUCUUCUCCACAGGACAUUGUUGGGCUCAUCAAAUGUGUGCAUCAUGGUCAACAGGAGUUCAAAACGUGGAAGGAGUUGGAUUAACUAAUGUGGAUAUAGCUGUAUUCUCAGGGAUAUCACAGGUGUGUUACUUUCUGUGCAUAUUUUGUUCAAAAUUGUUUCAUGCAUGGGUGUGUAAUUUUGCGGUCUGUUUUUUUUUCCUUCAGAAAUGUGAACACUGUAAUCGGAUGGGUGCUACUAUUCAGUGCCACUCGACAGGGUGUCUCCGCCGAUAUCAUUUCCCCUGCGCUGCUGCGAGUGGGUCCUUCCAGUCUAUGAAGACCUUAAAACUGCUGUGCACAGAUCAUAUUAGUGAAGCUGUUGCAUUAGGUUGGUUUGAAAACCUUAGCAUCUGUAAAUUCUUGGAAUGUGAAUUAGACAUUUAACAAGCGAUAAUUACUUGCAAAUAGUAAACAUUCUGCUCUUUUGAAAUAAGCUGAAAAUACAUACUUUUUUUUUUUUUAAUGCUCUUUUUUUAAAUUUUAUUUUUAAUACAUUUAAGAAGAAACUGUAAAUGCUGUUAAUGUGUUGGGACUUUCCUUGUAUGUUAAGAGUAACAUUCUGUUUCUAUAAAAUCUUUGUAAUUUGACUUUAUUAUAUUUUACAUCUGAUCUCUGAAUUUCUUUAUCCUCCCCAAUAGUCUUAUUCACUGCAAAUAAAUUUGCAUAUGUCUAUUUCCUUCUCUCCUUCCUUGUCUCAGAUGACUCUCGAUGUGUGCUUUGUGAGAAGCCAGGUGACCUCACAGAUCUUCUGUACUGCACUAGUUGUGGUCUACACUAUCAUGGCUCAUGCCUAGAAAUCACGGUUACACCAUUAAAACGCUCAGGCUGGCAGUGCCCUGAGUGUAAAGUGUGCCAAACAUGCAGGUAAGCAUACUUUUAUUUUAUAAAACUAAAAGCUGUGUGUUUUUGACAUGUUAGUCUUAAAGGAACACUCCAAGCACCAAAAAAAAAAAUGUUGCAUUUUACACUCCAGGCACGAAGUACAUCCAGGCACUAAGUUGUCAAACCUCUUCAUCUUGGUUUGACAAUUUACUCUGGGGUCACAAUCUCCACUUGAGGCGAAAGCUCCUAGCUUCCCUGUGUCGGAACUAAUGUAACUUUUCAGCAAGCUAAAGUACUGUAUGGGUCUGGUGUGUAAACUCCAGAUAUUCCACUACCAUCUUGUGAUAGUGAAGUGUGUAAAUAGAUCUCCCAGGUGUAAUUAAUGAAGCCAGCCUACUGCACUCAAAAAGGUAUGGUGACCAGACCCAUACAGUACUUUAGCUUGCUGAAAAGCUUUGUGUAGAGUGUCCUAUUUUAACUUAGUUGCCCUAAACUUAAGAGGCAGUAAUUGCCCAGAGCACCUGCCUUGCAAAGACUUCUCAUUGAGCUGCAUUGGAAAAACUGUGAUUGGAUACCAACCGGAAGUCUUGGCGGGGUUAGAAGGGGAGAGCUUGCAAAGGCAGCAUAAAAGAGAACUGCAGCUUCUGCAAACUUUUUUUAUUUUAUUUUUUUGCUCCUAAAUCACCACCUAUAUUUCAUUUGGUCAUACUUUACUCUCCUCAGGCACCCUGGUGAGGACUCUAUGAUGCUAGUGUGUGAUGCCUGUGAUAAGGGAUAUCACACCUUUUGUCUGAAGCCAGCUAUUGAAAGCCUACCCUCUGACUCAUGGAAGUGCAAGGUAAUUGAUGUGGAAACUUGUAAAUUGGUUGUAUUAAAAAUCUAAAUGACGAAUUCUCACCGCAAGUUCCCCCAGUAGCAGUAUUUACGGCUUUGAAUUUUCUCCAACUAGAAUUCUAGAUGGACAUUCCAAAUUUGAUUGAUUUUAUGUAAACAAAUUCUUUUUGCAAAAGAGAACUUGGUAACUCCUUGUUCAUGGAUGUGGUUUGACAACUAAAUUUAAAUACCGUAGAGGUUUAAGGGAAGCAAUGGGUCUCCUACACAUUGGGUGAGUGUACAGCAAGCAGAGAUCUACUGGAUCCUCAUCCUUGAAGGCUUUUCCAUAGCUUUAUUUAGCUUAAUUUCUCUUAUCUUUAUUGUAAGUAUUCCAUGAAAGUAGUGACCAUAGGACACUUUCACUGAAACAAUACAAGUGAUGCCUGAAAGAUCUGUAACUCCUUUUUAUUGAGGUGAUUUGCAAUAAAAUAAAGUACUUUUUUAUGUAAUUUUUUUUCUUCUAUUUUAAAUAACAAUAUUUUAGUCACUUGGUUUAAUUCUAGGAACCAUCCCUCCUCCUGCUGUGAUUAGAUAAAACUGGCAACUUAAAGGUACACUACAGGCACCCAGAGCACUUCUGCCCAUUGGAGUGGUCGGGGUGCCAAUUUCCACUACCCUUAACCCUGCAGCUGUAAAUAUUGCAGUUUUCAUAAACUGCAAUAAUUACAUUGUAGGGUUAACUCCUCCUCUAGUGUCUACUAGACAGCCACUAGAGUGCACUUCCUGCUCCAUAGCACAGGUUUUGUGUGAGGACCUCCAGCGUUGCUCAAUUCCACAUAGGAAAGCAUUUUCAAUUCUUUCCUAUGGAGAGGUCUAAUGCGCGCGCGGCAUUGCCGCACAUGCGCAUUGGGUCUCCCCCGCCGGCGGCCACACAUGCGCAAUUGGUCUCCCCCGCCGGAUGACUUGGGUGGACCCGAAACCACUGCCGAGGGACAUCAGCGGGGGUCUCAGGUAAGUCACUGAAGGGGUUUUCACCCCUUCAGCAACAUGUGGCGGAAGGGAGAGGGUACCCGCAGUGCCAGGAAAAAGGUUUGAUUUCCUGGCACUGAAGUGUCCCUUUAAGGGCAAAGUUUUACAUUUCUAUCAACAGAACCAUUCUAUUUGUUCACCAAACCCAUCAAUUUACUGUUUGUGAUAACAAUUUUGUAUAUAGCUAUAUUGAACACCUGAUCAUUACACCAACAAGGACUUUUAUGACUUUGCAUUCUAAAUACAUACACAUUAAUAUGUAGUUGUUCCACUCUUCUGAGAAAUCCGUCCACAAGAUUUUGGAGUAAUUCUGUAGAGCAUUCCAGCUGAGCAUUUGUGAGGUCAGGAACUGAUGUUGGACAAGAAGACCUGGCUGGCAAUCUGUGUGUGUUCUAGUUCAACCCAAAGAUGUUUGAUGUGGUUGAGGAUAGGGUUCUGUGCAUGCCAGCCAAUACUUACCCAACCAUGUCUUUAUGAACCUUGCUUUGUGCACUGGGGCACAAUCAUGCUGGAAUAGAAAAGGCCUUUUACAAACUGUUCCCACAUGUAGAAAGUAUAGUAUUGUCCAAAAUGUCUAGGUAUGCUGAAUCAUUAAGAUUUCCCUUGACUGGAAGGCCAACCCCUGAAAAACAGCCGCAUACCAUUAUCCCGCAUCCACCUAACUUUACAGUUGGCACGAUGCAAUCAGCCAGGUAACUUUCUCCCGGCAUUUGCCAAACCCAGAAGCGUGAUUUGUCGCUUAACAGAACACAUUUCCACUACUUCAGAGUCCAGUGGCGGCAUGCUUGACAUUGAGGCUUGCAUGCAGCUGCUCCACCAUGGAAAACAGGGCCAGUAUGACCACAAGGCGGAUUGGGAGGGUGUCUAGCGCACACUGUCCUAGGGGACACAAUACAUGGGUGACUGGCAGAAGAGGACUUCAAAGCGUAGCAUGUUCAAGCCACGGACUGCGGUAUUAGAACUUCUGUCCCCUACCAAGUCUGACAGGAUGGAAGGCUAGGAGUGGUGACAGACACACAGAAGGGAGACUGGGGAUGGGGUGUGGCAAAUUUUUUUUUUCACCUAGGGCAGCAAAAAUUUGCACUGUUCCUGAUGGAAACCCAUUCCAUGAAGCUCUCGCCGCACAGUGUUGGUUGGAUAUUAAUGCCAGUGAAAGUUUUACGCACCUCAGCACUCUUUGACUCCGCUCUGUGACUUUGUUGUCUUCUGCUUUUGCGGCGAUUCCAAAACUUACUUUCCAAUAAUACCACUUACAGUUUACCAUGAAAUAUCUAACAAAUAGCAAAUAUAUAAAAUCUGAAGGCAGUGACACUUACUAUAAAACUUUAUUUUAAAACCAUUUGAAAAUAUGCAGAAUAGACUGAAAAGAUUUACCUAUUUAAACAUUAUUGGGUCUGUCAAUGGUAAUCUAAAUUUCCACAGUAAACAAAUUAACCAACUCAUAGGUUCCAUGAGUCUAGUUUGCAUAGUCUCUCGGUAUAUUAAUGUAAUGAAAUAACAUAUGUUUAUACAUUUUAUAUAAAAAACAUUUUUUGUAUGCGGUCUUCUAAAAUUGUAAGUUUGUUUUGAGCUGGGCUCCUUUUUUUUAAAUAUUUUUUUUUUAUUUUAUUUUUUUGUCAAUCUCUUCCUUUUCUCUUUCCUCACUGUAAAAUUAAAAAAUACUGUAGAAAAAGUUGGCACGGUAUGAAUUCUAAUAAUGUUCCCUUCCUCCUUUCCACUUAGAAUUGCAGACGUUGUCGAAUCUGUGGCUAUCGAACAACACAGUUGGGGCUUGGCUGCCAGUGGUAUGAGAACUACACUGUAUGUGAGAAAUGCCAAGAGCAGCGGGGUCAAGCAAUUAACUGCUCUCAAUGUAAUCAGUCUGGAGCUCCAGAGACCAUGCACCGGUGUCCAAAAUGUGCAAAGUAAGUUUUGGUACUUCACUCAGGGACUCAUGUCUGCUCCUCUGACAUAAUGGUGGUAGAUCGUGCAAAAUUUUCUUAAACCAGUGAGAUCUUUUUCUAAUUUUUCAGAAGGUGUAAUCUGUUUUAACAACUCAUAAACUAUAUUUUUGUUAUUUAACCCCUUAAGGACACAUGACAUGUGUGACAUGUCAUGAUUCCCUUUUAUUCCAGAAGUUUGGUCCUUAAGGGGUUAAUAAUGCCACGUUUGCAACGUACAAGAAUUUAAGUGGUUACUCCAACAAUCGUAGUCUCUAUAGCCCGCUGUAGUAUAUAGUAAAAUACUACAAGUCGCCUCUGAGGUAGCUCAGUUGGUAAAAUACCGGACUGUUCAGAAACACAAGGUCACAGGCUCAAAUCCUGGCAGGGUCAACUCAGCCCUUCAUCCUUCCGAGGUCGAUAAAGGAGUACUAUCAAUUAUGUAAUUUCUUUUAAUAUUCAGCCGCCGAUUCGAUUAAUUCUGAGUGUGCUGAAAAGUGCUUUGAGUCUCACUAGGAAAAAAGCGCUAUAAAUAUAGUUUAUUAUAGAAGUACCUGCUACCAUUCCCCAGCAAUUAAGCAAGCUAUUUUAUAACGGUUUUUGCACUGUUACCUGGGUUCGUCCAGGCAUUGGGUCUACACUGUUUGAAGGUCUAUAACAAAGUUGUUCAAUCUAUGGGCCGCUAACAAUGUGGCACAGUUGCUGUCGGGGCUGCUGGGUGGCGAGGGAGCCCUCUACAUAUUCUGCUCUUCCUGCACAGUGCCUUUGCAUGCCCUGCAGUAAUUCUGGCAGCCGGGAAAUGACAUCAUCCCGGCAUCUGCAUCACUACUGGGAACACAAAGGUCCUGUGCAUGAAGAGCACAUAGAUCCCAGCCCAGCAGCAACCACAAAGUGAGCAAUGUAGAAAUGCUGAGUGGACCUCUUAAGUACUUAAUGUGUCUGUGAUUUUUGUGUUUAUAUAGGUCUGUGUGUGUGUAUAUCUGGUUGUGUGUGUAUAUGUAUAUACAUCUGUGUGUUUAGUAUACAAGUCCAAAUUUGGUAUAGUUAAUUAUAGCAAUCCCACAUAAGGAUAACAAAUAAGAGUUAUCUACUAAACAUUUGUAAUAACAUCUAGCAUUUGCAGGUCUGCAGAAGCUGUAUGCUGAUCCUGCCUCUUUCAUUGGCUGAGAUUGUCAGCUGGCGCUCUCAGCCAAUAAGCGAGUGUGUUUAAAACUAUGAAAUUCUCUCCAAAGGAUCAAACAAUUAAACAAAUGGUUUGUUCAAAAAGGAGUGUUUUUAAUGCAACACUUCUCUUUGCACAUUUAUGUCAGUAGCCCGUGCCUUAUAAAUGUGUUUUGUUUUAAAUGGAGACCUAUAUGGUUUAGUUGACAGACAUAAAUGUGUGCCUAUAUUUCAACAGAACUAUUUUACAGAUUGGAAACCAGCUUCCAGCUUUCUUUGAGUCUUCUGGUAAUAAUCUUUUUUUUUUUUUUUUUUUUUGCUGCUGUAGACUACAUCAUGCGCAUUGUGCAAAAGCUUCUGAUUCCACAGCAUCCAGUAAAGGAUGCCCCUUGUGCAGCAAGCUUCAACCACUCAUACAUGAGACAGACCAGCAAGUCUACAGGAAGGAGAUUCCAAACACAGCACUGUCAGAAUGUGAAGCCAAACCACUAGGUGCGUACUGGUCCUUUACUGUAAAUGCAGGCCUCACAAUUACCACUCGCCGUGGCUAGGGAAAAUUUUUAGUUCUGGUGCGUGUGACAUGGAUUCUUCAGGCUUUCAGCGGCAAGUAAUUUUUUAAGGCCUGGCUAGUAGCGUUGUGCUAAAUGAGUUCACUUUAACAUUAUUUAUUGGUGCACAUCAUAUGCAUAAGUUAUUACCCUCACAAUCCUCGUGCCAAAAUUUUAUUAAAUGGAGCUAAUCAUUAAUUGUGAUGUCACUUAGAAAUUGUCAUGUUCUAUGUAUACCUGUCAGCUUUUAAAGUAUAUUAGCGGAUAAUAAACUCUGUUAAACUGAACUCUGGCGAUCCUGCUGUCCUUAUUGAUAAAGUUCACUUAUUAUCUCAAAUCCAACACUCCCCUUGCCUAGCUGUUUUGAGUGGGUUUAUCAAUACAGCGAUUAGGAGCGUUAUAUUGUUCAUGCGUUCUUGCACAAUAUAUGUUGUAUUGUUAUUUCUGCAGGGCACAGAAAGCAUUUUGAGGAGUUGUAGAUUUUCUCCUGUUCUCAUCUUAAUAUUUAAAUCUCACUUUCAACUCCUUUUUUGUCUUUGCACGUAGUUAUAAUACCCUCCCCCUGUAUAUUUGAAUUGUUCUUCUAAUUUUAUUUUGCAAAACCUUUAUUCAUAGAAUAUCCAUUAUCAACUAAGCAAUGCUACAGAAACAUAUUCAGAUUUUUAUUUCAGAUGUUUGAUUUUAUUUUUAAGCAAUAAUUGGACAAUUGACAACAGGGGAAAAAAAAUCUUAAUUUUUAUCUGCAUUGCUAACUUUUUAUGAACUUAACUUUGUGUAAUUCUGGAAGCAAUGUCUUAUUCUGAAGGGUCAUUUUUGUGUGAAGCAGACCCUUUACAUUAUUUUAUUGAUAAUAUUGGCACAUACUGUGAUGGUAAGAAACUGUGUAGGUAAUUGAGAAUUUGACACAGUAGCUUCUAGAUUCCGCAUGCAAUCUGUGAUUAAGCAAAUUAAGUGCUUUCUGUAUUUGUAGGGAUGCCUGACUCUGAUAUGGAUCCUCAGCAAGACAAAGUGCAGACAGAAAUGUCCAGCUUGGCAGGAACUCAUUCAGAUAGUUUGUUGUUGGAAAGUAAGCAGGGUUCUAUUUAUUUUUGAAAACCUAGAAGAACCCAAUACUGUCAAGUAUUAAUUUGCAUAAUGUAAUAUUCCUUCCUCUUCUGCUUGCAGAACUUUUGACGACAGAAGAAGAUACACCUCCCUCCUCAGACAAUGAGGCUGCUGAAGCUCUUCCUAUGUCCCCAAUAUUGCCAAUAGAAACUAGAAGCCCACCUCCACUGGUGGCAGAACUUUCACCUCAAGAGAGGAUUUCUGAUACAUUUCCCAUGCUUGAUGAAGCUCCUGUCCUUGUUACUGUGGAAGAUGAAGACAUGGAUGUGGAAGAUGGAGAGACUAAUACAAUUCAAGAGUUAAUUAAAGGUGUUGAGUCUGUGACUGCACAUUGUCCUGUCCGCAAAGCAUCUUUUGUCCCUUCAGCUUCUGACAGUUCACAAAUAAGUGCAACUGUUAGAGAAGCUAGGACUCCUACAGAUAAACCAUACAUAGAUGAGAGAACUUGCAAAAGUCCCAUUAAAAUAAAGGAAGAACCACCAGACAGCGGUUAUCAGCAAUCCUCUCUUUCUGACUCAGAAAUGGUUCUAGACUCUGACGAUCGUCCCAGUCAAGGCGUGACAGAUAUGUUAAGUACGGACAAUACAUUAAGUCAAGACCUUGCAGAUUUCUCUUCUCACAAGGAACAUGUACCCAUUAGAUGCACAUUCAUUAAAUCAGAAAUUGUAAAUGAGAUCUCUAAUCUGAGCCAGGGGGAUACAACUGGUAGCUUUCAUGGUUCGGAUACAAUAGGUUCGCCUGACCCUGAAGGUGGGUCCCUCUCAAUGGAAAUGUGCUUGAACAAGGAAGAUGGAUCCUUGCGACUAUGCACGGACUCUAUGGUAGAGACGGAUGAUUCCUUAUUAUAUGAUCCCACUGGUGGAAAAUCUGAUAUGGACAAGUCACGUAGGAAAGGCUCUCCUGGACGCUCUAGGGUCAAACAUGUAAGUAUAGGUUUAAUGAACUUGUAGUUUUAUUUUGUUUCAUAAAAUGAUACACACCAUAUGUACAUUUCAAUGCUUUGAAACGAUUGAUGGUUUAAAAAAGAUAUAAAUGAAAACUAAAUGAUAUAAUUUAGUCUAGGUCGCCUGGUUUUUUUUUUUUUUUUUAUAAUCUACUUGUCCAAGGGACAAAGUGUUAGCCCAAUCUACUUGUUAGUCAUGAUAAUCUGCUUGUCCUAACUCAAUUUCAAUUAAAAGAUUUGGGCCCCUUCCAAGAGCCCUAUACAUUGAAUAUUUUCACAAAAUAAAUCUGAAAGGAAGAAUGGAUGCACAAUUUGCUGAUCUGGAUAAAUUCACUAGCUCUGCUAUUGUCGUAACAUGGCUUUUUUGACAUGGAUUUGCCAUUCGGAUUAAUUUUGCAAAUAAAUAAUACUGAGUGUCUUACCUCUGCCCUUCCAUAGUCUCCCAGAGUACUGACUGUGCUUGAUGCAAGUGUGGUGUAUGUUUGUUCACUGUAUAUGAUGUCUCCUGGCUCUGUGUGGUUGAUGUGUGACCCUGAUACUCUGACACACACAUCCACUAACCCACACAAACUACAUAGUUUCUGACACUGACACACAGCACAGAUUAACAGCAGCUGCUUGGAUGUUCAGUAGCGGGUGUGCAGUCUGUGCCAUGCUGUCUCUGCAUUCAAACACGUCUGCCACCAGGCUAUGACUUCACUAUGAAUCUUGAGCAUUGUGAGAAGCAGUUGGCUGCUGGAAAGAAAAACAAAACAAAAAACUUUCUGAUCAGUGUCAGUUACUGCAUGUUCCGGGCAUCGGGCGACCAGUCCCUAUGGUUUGCAUGGGAGUGAGGUUUCUCUAUGGGUAUUUUCAUAGCAGUGCGAAGAUGCGAUAUUCUUUCGUUUUAUUUCCAACAAUAGGAGUUGGGAUGCCAAAUGAAACGUGGUCCCCGAAACAAUGAUAUAGUGGCAUGUCAGACCCUUAGUAACCUCAUUAACAAUGCUUCUUCGCUUUGUUUCCUACCAUUUUCAAGCAGAGUUGAGCAGUAGGGGAAGGAAUUCCUUUUCAAGUAUACAAAGUUCUAGGGAAAGCUUUGGUUUACAGAAAUCCAUGUUUAAUAAAAAUCCAUGUUCUGGUAUGAAUCUGCAGCAACAUAUUUUUACUAAGUAAGCAAGAUCCUCUGGCCUUUAAUAUUUAUAUAGUGAUGACUGUAUGGCACCUACGUGACCUUUAAGCACAUGCUACCAUUACAAUAUAUUUAUUUUUAAUGUUAUGGUGUUCCUUUUUUAGCAUAAAUUUAUGUGCCCCAAAUGUAUGAGGACGAAUGUAUGUGUAUAUGUAAUCUAAGCACACAUAGUGAUCAACCUACAUUGAGAGUCUAUGCUGAUGAUAGUUUGUUAGUGAUGGUUUGAUCAGAAACUUCUUAUAGAGAAUUACUGAGGUCCUAUGGAGCAUAUGUGGAAAUUGCUAAAAUCCACUUAAUCGUUGCAGAGAAUCACUGAAUCCAAUGCUUGUCUAUGGGAACAAUAAGCCACACUUGUAAUGGUCAGGAUCUCUUACAGAAAAAAUGCCUUUCGGAUAGAACACUAGAGUUUAUUUUUUUUUUCCCACAAUCAUCAUUGUAAGUUUUUAAUUUUCCCAGUGAUAUGCAAUCAACAUACAACAUGGUUUCUGACUCUACAAGUUAUGUCUAUUACGACAUGUAUAGUAAAUAAACAUGCAGUGGUUCGUUCCGUAAGCCAGCAUAGUCCUAAAUGUUGUACACUUUUACUUCUCAUAUAGAGGUGUUUUUCAUCCAAAUUGAAGGGAUAUUUUUGUUGUAGUUCAACAUCUGGGGAUCUACCUGUUGGGUAGCCCUGCUAUAUGAUUACACACUAUGUUUAAGGAUACGGUAUAAGUAAGACUCAAGUUCUGUGUGUAUCUUUGAACCUAUACAUUUGCAGAUGUCUCUAUUACAAUAUGUGACUAUGUAACUUUGUAUGACAACCUAAAACUGAACUUGUCAUCCACACAUUCCAUAGUAACAGGGUAGGGGAUGUUUUGAUACUGGAUCUAAAAUAAAAUACCAGCGAUACUUAGUGGCGAUUUGUAUAUAUUUUUUUUUUUUGAUGCAUAGGGUCGAAGCAGCAGCUUUCCUGGAAGGCGACGGCCUCGUGGAGGUAGUGGUGCAGGCACGAGCCGAGGUAGAGGAAGGUCAAGACUAAAAUCCACAACAUCUUCUAUUGAAACCCUUCCGGUAAGAAAUCACAACCUCUUCAUGACCAGCACAGUUUCAUUUUUCAGAUCGCUUUAUUUCUCUUAAAUAAUGGAGGUCGAUAUGUCUCCAAAUAAUCAUACCAUAGUCCUUUAAAUGUCUAUCUAUGUAGAUUUGUUUCCACUCAUGUAAGAUGAAUACCAAUAAUAUAGCAAUAAAGGGAAAAAAAUGCUGGGGAUUGCACUAAACCUGUUUAUUAUUCCACAUAGUCAUGUUAGGAUAUAUCUGGAAAGUACAUUUGGUGUAGAUAUACAAGAAUGGGGAGGGGGGUUUCUCCUGCAUAGAGGAAAAUCUAGCUACAGAGCUCUAUGUAGUGAUGCAAAUCGAGUGAUUGUAGCAUGAAAGUGAGCAAAAUGUUUCUCCAACUAUAGUGCUCAAUCGGAUCUGUUACAAGUAUUCACUUGCAGUGCUUGGUCACUUGCCGAUUUCCAUGUGCAAACCUUGCCAUGUGAUCAGUGCAGGGAAAUCUCCUUGUGAAUGGUCCAGAACCUCUUCCAGUUGUAGCAGCAUAACUUUUUUUUUUUUUUUUUAUUUGUAUUUAUUUUUAUUUGUAUAUCUAAAUCACACUUAUCAGGUUUUGCUACUUUUGGUUAUGUUAACAUGUUUAGAUGGCUGAUAUUGAAAGCUCUCCCAGUAAAGAGGAGGAGGAAGAGGAAGAUGACACCAUGCAAAAUACAGUUGUACUUUUUUCCAACACAGACAAGUUUGUGCUCAUGCAGGUGAGUUGUAUGACCCUGUAACGUGUGCAAUUUCAGUACUUGCGAUACCUUUUGCUUAUGGUGUCGUUUGUGUUUCUUUCUCCUGAAGGACAUGUGUGUGGUGUGUGGCAGCUUUGGUCGUGGCUCAGAGGGUCAUCUAUUGGCGUGUUCCCAGUGUUCCCAAUGCUAUCACCCAUAUUGUGUGAACAGCAAGGUAAGCAUAAAGGUGCAGGAAACAUUUAUUUUACUUCUUUCAAUCUGUAGUUGUCUUGUUUUUGUUGUAUACUACACAUUUGUGCUGAACUUAACAUAAUAUACAAGCAGAUAGAAGUUACAUAUUUACAAAAAUAGACACUGUAGCAGAGGCAUAGUUUUUUAGAACAGGAACAUGUUUAUAUUUCUAUUAGAACAAUGUUAGGAGUAUGCAAAUGCAUCACUUUCUCAUCCAGCAACUCUUAUGCUGAUGAGUGUUUGCAGAGCCAACAUUGGUGCAUUAAAGUCCAAACUAUUGUUUGGAGUGCAAGGACACUCUCUAUUGCGGGUCCUUUUAACAUUAUGUGGUCUCACAAAACUAGUCCACAUUUAGCUGCUGUGUCAGAUUGGGCCCUUACUGGACAAGAACGAUUAGUUUGUCUCUUUCAUGGCUGUGUCUGGAGGAUGUAGUUGCAAAUCACUUCCUCCCAGUACACACAGCCGUACAUGGGAAAGUGAAGGCAACUAUUUGUUUAGCCUGCUUAAUCCUACUGGACUCCAAAAAAACUUUCUUGCAGGUUUGAAAACAGGACAGUAGACUCUCUCCCUCUCCCAGUGUUUUAGGAAGUGUAUAUUAAACUGGACAUGCCUGUGUGUGAAUGUAUCAGAGAACGUGUGUGUUUUUGCUAGGACCCUUGGAAUACAGAUACAAAAUUUACUUACUGGUUUUGUAAAGAUCUCCAGUUACGAAGAGAAUGCUAGUACCCAGAACUUCAAUUUGAUUUCAGGUCAGGGUUUGAUGAGCAGGCACCAUAGGAAAUUAGGUUCUCAUGACAAAGGUGAGUUCCUCUGAUAAGGUAAAGGUUUUAGGAUCUUGUGGGUAUAAAGGUGCUAAGAGCGUUUCAUCCAUAUCAAGUGGGAAAAUAUAAAAAUACAAUUAAACCUCAAGAAAUGUAAUUUAAAAAAAAAAAAAAACUUUUUUAGAUUUAUUUUUUUAACCAAUCUGGGAGUAAUGGCAAGCCAAGGUGAACAAAAUAACAUGAACCCUUCAUAGCCUUUAAUGGGCAGGCCUUUACAUGUCUACAUUUUUAUAUACUUAUCUGCAACAUCCCAACUUCCAAAAGGUGUGUGUGUGUGUGUGUGUUUUUUUUAAAUUUAUUUUUAUAAAUUAAAAAAAAGAGAGAAAGAUAAGAGUACACCAUAGGGAUUCAUUCAGUUCAGUGCUAUAAAGCUGCGUUUUAUUAAAGUAAACACACACAACAAAGUCAGGGUUGACAUUUCAAUCCAUUAACAGGAAUAGUCUUAACCCCUUCACGACCGCAGACGGAAAUUUUCCGUCAACCUUGUCCUUCAGUUAAGGACCGUUGAUGGAAAAUUUCCGUCAUUUACUAAAGUUAACCCCAGAUCGCGGGGUUUGUAUUAGAGGCAGACCGGGAGCACACGAUCGGGCUGCCCCAGCACCGGUCCUCGCUCUGACAGGCUGUCAGAGCGAGCACAUGUGCUCAGUAUACUCACCUUCCGCCUCCCUGCACUUACAGGUUCUGUGUGAAGUGCAGGGUGACGGAUCAGUGCUGCUGAUCUUCUCCCUGUGUUAAAAAUAAAAUAAAGUUAAAUCCCACCCCCCCUUUCCCCAGCUUUAAUAAAAUAAACCCCUUCUCUGCCAAUUGAUCACUGACUACAUUGAUCAAUUGGCAGGGUAUACAUUUUAAUGUCCUCUGAUUUUUUUUAUUUUUUUUUAAACCCCUGAGGGUUAAUUAUUACUAUUUUUUUUUUUUUUUUUCUUAACCCUCAGGGGUUAAAUUUAUUUUAACUAAUUUAAAUAUUUAAAAAUGUAUAUAUUUAGCUAGCUGGGAUGGGUGGAAGUUAGUGGGGAAUUGGGGAAUUUGGUGUUAGGCUAACUAGGGGUUAACGUUAAGUUUUAAAAUAAGCUUUAAAAAGUUUUUUGUUUUUUUUUAAAGUUUUAGUAACGUUUAAGUAAAAAAACCAAAAAAAACCCCACCCCCCUUUACCCCAGUCUAAAUAAAAAUUAACCCCUUCCCUGCCAGUUGAUAAUGGCCUACAGUGAUCAAAAUACAGAUCACAGUAUUAUAUUGUAAUUUCUAAUUUCUUUUAGCCCCUGAGGAUUAACUUUUAUUUUUUAACCCUCAGGGGUUCAAUUUAAUUAAUUAAAUAUUUUAUAAUUAAGUGUUGUUGCAUAGCAAGACCACUUAUUGUUAUCUCACAUAUAUAUUAUUAUUCUUAUUAUAGCCAAAUUUGCCACCCUAACUCCUCCCACAGUUUUUACACUACAUAGACAAAAAUUUACCAAAAAGUGCAGAUUGUUCCCGAUCGGAUUGCUAUUACUUUGUGGAACGUUUCGCCGAAUGGUUCACGGAAUAUCGUCUUUCUUGUGGCACAAUUUGUCCCAUAGGAAUGAGUGGCAAAGCUAGAGUGGGAGCUGGCAAAAGCUGAAAAAUCAGGACAUGAUUUCUAAACUGCCACCACUCCCUCAUUUUCAGGCCCACCUACACAAAUCUUAUAUCAAAACGUUCAGCUAUCCCUGCUGCCACUAAACAUGUCAACGGCUAAGCCAUAGUCCUGAUAGUUUUCACAAUAUAAUCAUUUGUUUGCAACUAAUGCCGUCCAUUGACAUUCAUUGAAACUUCACUCUACAAAGCUCAAAUUUGAAGUGCAAUUUCUAAACUGCGACUGUGCCUUCAUUUUUAAUACUUCAGAGACAUACUAUGCAUCAAAAGAAACUAUGUUUACCUAUGGGUUAAUCCAGCCUCUAGAUGCUGUCUUAUUGACAGCCGCUAAAGGCGCUUCCGCGAUUCUCCCUGUGAUUUUCAAAUGAGAAGACGCCAGCGCCAAUAGGAAAGCAGUGAGAAUGCUUUCCUAUGGACGGACUGACUGCGCGCGCGGCUCUUGCCGUGCAUGCCCAUUCAGCCGAUGGCAGAAGAAGAGGGAGGAGAGCCCCAGUGCUGGAAAAGAGGUAAGGGAUUAACCCCUUCCUCCCUCUUCAGCGCCACGGGAGUGGGACCCUGAGGGUGCCCUCAAGGCACUAUAGUGCCAUGAAAAUGAGUUUGUUUUCUUGGCACUAUAGUGGUCCUUUAAGAAAAGUCUUGCUAAGGGACUGAAACAUCGACUGUGACUUUGGUGUAUAAAUCUGCUUCAAUUAACUGCUUUAUAGCAUUAUGCCGAUGCCUUGUUUGUGCUAUGUUGUUUUGUACUAUGUUGCCUGGCUGGAUUUAUGAGCACCUAGGCACUGAUGUAUACAAAGGACAUUUUAAGUUGCAGAACUCCUGUUUGACCCCCCUCCCCAUAUAAAUGUGUCUGUUCACACACCUAUUUUGAUACAUUUAGUAUGUUUUCAUGCCACUAAUUUUAGAUAAUAUAUUUAUUCUGAUAGGAUAGUUAAGACAGUGUAAUUUUAUUUUAAAUGGAAAUGCAGUGGUCUGUUUGGUGUUUGUUUUGUUUUUGUUUUGUUUUUUUUGUUUUUUUUUUUUACCCCCCCUCCUUCUCUUACAAUAUUUUUCUGAUUAACAGAUUACCAAGGUGAUGCUCCUGAAAGGCUGGCGAUGUGUGGAAUGCAUAGUUUGUGAAGUGUGUGGGAAAGCCACAGACCCCUCUCGUUUACUGUUAUGUGACGACUGUGACAUCAGUUACCACACAUACUGUCUAGACCCUCCUCUGCACACCGUGCCCAAAGGUGGCUGGAAAUGCAAAUGGUGAGUUGGUGUUGCAAUUUUCUGAUGAAGUUCUGAAGCUUCCUGGGUAAAAUGUUAUACCAGAGCACUGUGAUUAUGCUUGUAUUAGACUGUACGGAGAUAACAUCAGUGACUGAUGCUUGGCAUACCACAUUGAGAUGUUUUCAUGUGUAAUGAGAAAUAUUACAUCUUAUUUUUUGCUUUUUAAUCCUUCUUAUGGAAAGCUCUUAACUCCUUUAAGACCUAGGUCAGACUAUUUACUUUAUGAUGAUGAUCCUGACAUGUCCUUGAUCUUGAGCUGGCUAAAUGUAAUUCUAGAUUUACUUCUAAACCCAGGUCAGUUUGAAAACAUUGCAUUGUAUUGGUUGCAUUCUGUGUUUCAGCUGGGCUUUAGAAAAUUUUAGUGGCAGACUAUAAAUUUCAGACAUCCUGGAACAAUAAAAUGUAAUCCACAUUUUACACACCCUAAUUAAACUUCUUUACGCUUACCAGGACUUAAUCAUAGCAUAACAUUAACUCAAUGUUGUUGGUUAACCUGCAACAUUGCUCUUGUCUGUUCGUGAAUUACUUUUCAUUUGCUAACCUCAAUUCCUUGUCUCGAUUUUUCCCUUUCAGGUGUGUGUGCUGCAUGCAGUGCGGAGCUCUGAGUCCAGGGUUUCAUGCAGAGUGGCAGAAUAAUUAUACCCAUUGUGCACCUUGUGCCAGUCUGGUAAGCUGCCCAAUAUGCCACCUGAAAUACAUGGAAGGCGACCUUCUCAUACAAUGUCAGAACUGUGAGAGGUAAGUGCUGGCUUUCAGUACUUGAACUCCAUUAAUAUAUGCCCUAAUGACAGAAUUAGCAAACCUGUUUUAACCCUUCUCUGUAGAUGGCUUCAUGCUGUAUGUGAAAACUUAUUCACAGAAGAGGAGGUUGAACAAGCUGCAGAUGAAGGUUUUGAUUGCGCGUCUUGCCAACCCUACAUUGUAAAACCAGUGGGUAAGUAGAGAUUUUAAAAUCCGCAACUAAGGACCCAUUAGAUUUGAAAAUAGUGUGACCAGUGCAAAUGCUAAGAAUCACCUGUUUUUAUGAAUAAAUACAUUUAAAAAAAUCAAAAAGGUUUAUACUUUUCGAGCUAUGCGAUUUUUCCUUUUUUACAGUCUCUCAGCUGAUCCACUUAACACACAGAUAAUUAUUUAUUUAUAAAAUAUUUUACCAGGAAAGAUACAUUGAGAUUUCUCUCGCUUUCCAGUAUGGGUCCACAAAUCAUUGCAUUGUUACAUUAGGGUACAACAAAAUACAAAAACCAUAUUAAUACACAAUAUAUCCAAAAUUUAACAUGGAACAGGCAGGAAAUAUAUAAUCAACCAUGACACGUGCAUUCUGUUUUGAGGUGUGUAGAGAGGGAUCUCUUAAAUGACUUUAGGCUUAGGGAAGAUUUUAAAUUGUGCGGGAGGUCGUUCCACAAUUGCGGUGCUCUAUAGGAGGAGGAUCGGACCACUUUCUUUUUGUAUUGAGGUAGACUAAGUAAAGUGCUUGUACUGGAUCGGAGCUUAUAGAAAGUGGGAACAGCUGGGGAAACAUUUUGUUCAGGUAGGGUGGGAGUUUCCCAGAAAAGCUCUUAAAAACAAGGCUGGAAAGAUGAAGGGUGCUUCUGGAUUCCAGCGACAGCCAGUUUAGUUCUUUUAGCAUGUCACCAUGAUGGGUCCUGUAAUUACAUUGUAGCACAAAUCGGCAGAACGAGUUAUACAAUGUGUUGAGUUUAUUAAUGUGGGAUUGCGAUGCAGAUGCAUAUACUACAUCCCCAUAAUCAAUGAUUGGCAUCAGCAUUUGUUGUACAAUCUUUUCCUUACUGUAGGGCUUAGGCAGGCUUUGUUUCUGUACAGGGCACCUAAUUUUGGAUAAAGUUUAGAUGCAAGCUUUUCUAUGUGCAGGCCAAAAGAUAGAUUGGGGUCUAACCUCAUACCCAAGUAUUUGAAAGAGUGGACUGCGGUCAGUGUGCCAUUUGAAUUUGUUUUGAUGGAUAGGUGUAAUUUGUGUAAUUUAGGUACUGUUCCAAAGAUCAUUGUGACAGUUUUGUCAGUGUUCAGGAAGAGUUUGUUUUUUGCGAUCCACUUUUCUACCUCUGUUAACUGGUCUUGGAGCACAGCCUCAAGUUGCGGUAGAUUGGAUUUGCUCACAUAGAUUACCGUGUCAUCUGCGUACAUGUGUACAUUUGAGGAUUGGCAGACAUUAGGUAGAUCAUUUAUAAAUAAUGUAAAUAGUAGGGGGCCGAGAAUGGAACCCUGGGGAACACCACACGUGACUGGGAGGGAGUCACUGUCAGAAAUGGACACAUAUUGCGAGCGAUCCGACACAUACGAUCGAAACCAGUUUAGAGAACGAUCACCAAUACCUGAGUUUUUGAGUUUGUGCAGUAGAAUGUCGUGGUCUACUGUGUCAAAGGCCUUAGCAAAAUCAAGGAAAAUAGCUCCAGUUAGGGCUCCUUGUUCCAUGCCAGUUUGGAUGUCAUUGCAAACUUUUAGGAGGGCAGUUGUAGUGGAGUGAUUCUGGCGAAAGCCCGAUUGAUCAGGGGUCAGUUUAAUUGUUGGUAGUACUCACAAAGUUGCGUAUGGACACAUUUUUCUAAGAUUUUUGACAAUACCGGGAGCAAUGAUAUUGGGCGAUAGUUAGAAACCAAAGUAGUGUCACCACUUUUAUGGAUAGGCACUACUCUCGCAGUCUUCCAAAGUUUGGGUAUGUAUCCAGACACCAAGGAUUCGUUAAUUAGAGUUGAGACGGGUUUAGCAAUUGCCGGCGCACUGAGCUUCAACAGCAUUGCUGGGAUUUGAUCAGGUCCACACUGGUUUUUCAUUUUUAGAUUAUUAAGAUGUUUUUUAAUGACACUAACAGGUACAGGUCUAAAAAUAAACUUGUCUAUAUUGGGCCUUUGCAAAUUUAGUGUGACCUGAUCCACAUUUGUAGUUUCAGGAUGCGUGUCAUUUAUUCGUUUGGCAAUCAGGGCAGUAGAGCAUCCGACAAAAUAAUUGUUACAGGCAUUUGCUACAUCUAAGGGAAGUUGCAGGGUUUGGUUACCCACUUUGAGUGGAGGGUUGGGAGUGGAUUGGGGGAGUUUGUAGUUUAUUUAUGACUUUCCAAAAGUUUCUAGGGUUUGAGAUGUUACUGUUCAGAUUUUCAUAGAAAUAUUGGGUCUUGGCCAGUUUUGUCUGUUUUGUGCAUAUAUUUCGCCAUUGUCUAUAUGCACAGUGAUCAUUCAUAGAGCCAGUACGCUUAAACUUGGACCACUAAGAAUCCCGAUACUGGUACAUUUGGAUGAGGUCAGCUGUGAUCCAGUUCAUAUGUGCUCUUUUUACCCUCACCUUACGCAGCGCGGGGCAUGCAAAUUCCAAAUUUCUAGGAGUUCAGACUGAAAGUAUUCAACAGCACAGUCUAGAUCUGGAAUAAUGAUUAAUCUGUGCCAUGAGAGAUUCUUGAUGUCAUUUAAAAAGGAUUCAAGAUUAAAUUUUUUUUGAAGGACCUAGUUAUUUUAACCUUGGGAGAGUUUUUAAUAGCCUUUAUUUUGCGCACGCAGUACACUAAACAGUGAUCACGGAACGUGUUUGGGAGAACACCAACCUCCUGGAUUCUAUCAGGAGAAGUGGAGAGAAUCCUAUUUUUUAUAACUCUCCACCAGCAGAUAAGUUAAAGGAACAGAGCAGGCCAUGGUGUAUUAUAAUUUGUUCCAGUUUGAAAUGUGUGCUUAUGCUGGUUGUGGUGUGAACAAAAUUGGAUUGAGAAAAGGGUUAUUAAGAAUAACAGUAUGGUUAUAUUAGGAUUCAUGUUAGUGGUAUGAGGUGUGUAGUUGAAAAUCAAACAGAUAUUGCGUGAAAAAAAAAAUUAAAUAGAAGUAUAUAGUUUUGGUGUAUGAUAUAUCUAUUUGUAGUGAGAGAGGGUAUGUGUUCUAUAGGGUUAAGAGGUUGAAAGGGUGUGCUGAUCAGUGGUUGCACUUUUCAUUUCAGUAGAUUGAAAGUUGUGUGGGAGACUAUCUAUAAAUGAGGAAACAACCAUGGGGUGGGAGGGAAAUGUCAGUCUUCCAGAAGGCUACCUGUUUCAAAUGGCCAUGGAACAGCUGAUGGAGCUCUGAGUUCUAUGCUGGACUGGGUAUGUUUAAAAAUCAGACUGUGGGAGAGAGAUGUAUAUUAGGGUCAGAUGGGCUAAGAGAUGGGGGGGGGUGCAUAGAUGGACAUUUGAUUUAAGGUAAUUUAAGGAAAAACAAAAGCAAAGAUUGAGAAUUACAGAGAUAAGACAGAUGUAUUUAAGUAGGGAAAUAAAACCAUUAAACAAGGAACAGGAAAGAUAUAUGGGCCUGAGCUGGUUAAACUAACUUUUAACAUGAUGGACAAAGACAAAGGUGAUAAAAUACUUUGCAUAAUUAGCACAGGCUAUAGUUACAAAGACAUGAAAAUGUAUACAUUGAAAAGAAUAAAACUAAUAUUUACUAAAUAUAAAAACAUACACAUACAACAAAAUUAACAGGGUACAUAGAAAUAUAAUGAAAUGUCAGUCUUCCCGAAGGCUACCUGUUUCAAAUGGCCAUGGAACAGCUGUUGGAGCUCUGAGUUCUAUGCUGGACUGGGUAUGUUUAAAAAUCAGACUGUUUCAAAUGGCCAUGGAACAGCUGAUGGAGCUCUGAGUUCUAUGCUGGACUGCCAUCCAUUUGCUCUUCUGAGAUUGUAUGCAGUGAUUGUCCUUAAUGAAUGUGAGAUCUGCUUACAAUAUUCUACAAUCUAAUUUGAGCAGAGGUUUAGGGUUUCUCCUUAUUGAAGCAGUAAUAGGAAAUGCGGGGCAGUGACCUGGUUGUGUGCAUGUCUAAGCAGAUGCAGCCACCAGGGGGAAAUGCAUAGAACCUUUAAAUUGACAUGCAACUUAUCAAAUUUACUUAAAAUAUUAUUUAUUGAAGGUUUAUUUUAUGUAGGCAAAGGAUGUUUUACAGUUUACUUGGUCUUUACAGUAAAUUAAAUACAUGUGGCUCUGUAUACAUAAUGUCCUUUCUUUAUUUUUCACCCAGUUCCAAUUAUCCUUCCUGAGAGUCCAAUAAAGAUUAAAGAACCAGGUAAGCAAAUGUCAGUAUGGUGUGCUUUUAAUAGUCCAACAAGUGUGGCUGUUCAGUAGUUCAUUCUCUCCUAUAUAUUUAUAUAUUGUUUUUAGAACCUCAGUACUUUCCGUUUGAUGGAGUUUGGCUGACAGAGGCAGGAAUGGCAGUGCUGCGCAGUCUUACUCUGUCGCCCAUUCAGAAGAAAAAACCUCGUCGUUCACGAUUGUGUACUGGUGGAGAAAUCUUUUUGGAUGGUCCAGAGCAUGCUGGCUUAGAAGAAAGGAAGGAAAUGGAGGGCGACUGUGAGGAACCCAAGGCAGAUGGUAUGUGUUGUGCAAUGCAGAUCUUGGCAAAACUAAAAUGUCAGUUUCACGUUCUUUAUUUCACUUAUUGUUUCUUUGCUGAAACAUUUCAGGAUGUAAUAUUGAGUCUAUGGAGUGUGAGAUUAAGACAGAACCUCUUGGAAGCCCUGAAAGAGAGGUUGGAGGGGAAAUUGAGGCAGGGAAAGGGAUUGAGGAUGCAGAAGAUGUGAAGAAAAAGAAAAGAAAACCUUACAGGCCAGGUAUGCCUUUUCCUGAUGGAAUUAAAUAUUUCUGUUUUUAGAUAUUGUUACCAUAUAAAGGCCAUGGACUAUAGUGCAGCGCCAUCUGUUUGUUAAAGAGUGGUUAUCAACAUUUCACUGUGUGAAGUGCAGGAAAAAUGCUCUGGGAUUUUGAAUUCAUAAGUUUCCCUUUAUGUGACAGUUAUGUAUUUUAUUAUGUCUCUGUUUUAUGUGUUUGUGUUAUUCUGAAUAUAUCCGCAUAAGUUCAAUGUAGCACUGUUGAAGGUUGGUCAAAGUUUGAAAAUUAUAGAAAUUUUCCAGUUCCUUUUGGAACAGUGUUUAAGUGUGGUUCUUUCCAGGAGCCAAGUGACAGCCUAAGGGCCUGUCUUUUGGCCUGCUUCUUGGUGUUUGGGAUCAGCUACAGAGUUGUAAAACCCUUGAGCACAAGAGCUAGGCCUCACUGAGUCAAAAAAAAAAAUCUUUAUUAAGAUGGUGCCAGGAGUAGGCAGAAUGAUCACUACCUGUUGGAGAGGACAGAGCAGGCUGUGAGAUUGCUUUCUGUUGGAGAGGACUGAUGGGAAGGGGGAUCACUUUCAGCCGUAGAAGACUGAAAACCGUGAGAUCGCUCUCUGACUGAGUGACCAGGGGAAUCGCUUUAUGCUUGAGAGGGAAGGAGCGGGCAGAGGGAUCGCUCCCUGCCAGAAAGGACGGAGUGGGCAGAGGGAUCGCUCCCUGCCAGAAAGAUGGCUGGCUCCCUGGUGCUAGAGGAGGGAUGGACAACGUAGUGGGACAAGUCCGGAACCCAAGCCAGUCAUACCCUGUUCCCGUUCUAGUUCUAAAAAAAUUUUUCCUGUGUAUCAUCAGUUUGUGAAGGAUGGUGCUUGUGAUAAUGUUUAUCCCACUUGUAUAAACUUUGUAUGCCAAUGGUCCUCUACAGAAAAAUGUUUUGAAACUACCAAUUUAUUUGUUUUUGUGGUUAACCAAAUAUUCAUUUUUUUAAUUAGGUAUUGGUGGCUUUAUGAUAAGACAGCGAAAAACACAUACACGCUCAAAGAAAGGAAAUGCAGCAUUUUUGGAAGCAUGUCGAGAGAGCCAGAAUCAAGAUAUUCACGUAGAUGAUGGUAUGAUCCUCCUUAUUGCAGCCUUUUGAUAUGUAGUCAUAUUUGUAAAGCUCAACUGACAUUUCUCUGCAAGGGACUGCCGUUGUAGUGGCACUUUGAUGGCACUGUCCUUUAUUGUUGCUCAGAAUAUUCAACGGGUAAAAAGGGUGUGCCUAUACAUGUCCAAUAUUUGUUGAAUUAUCGCAAUGGCAUAAACACCAGCACAAUUACCACACAAAUAUAACUAUAAAAGAAAGUUUAAUAAACUUGCCAAUAAUUUAUAAAAAUGAUAAUUAAACGUCUAUAUUCACAAAUCUAGAUAUUAUUUGAUUUAUUUAUAGUACAAAGAACAAUGACCUUUAAUAACGUAUCAAUCCAGUGGUGUUAAGGAAGAAUUAUUUAAUAGUGUAGUAGAUUAUUUUCUGCAAACCAAUUAGUUUGAAUGACUAUCUGUUCCUGUCCAAAUUAAAGAUAAUAAAGUUGCGUGCACGCAGAAGUAAAUUCACACUGAGACACAGAGUUCAGGUUAAUGAAAGAACUUCGGAGAAGUUUAAUGGCUUCUGUUUAAAAAGCAGGCUCGCAGGCCCUUUUAAAGGCAUUAUUACAUCAUUGAAGAAAAUCAAGAUAUAGACAAAUAGACAUUGUUAAUUGGCUUAGGUGCUAAGUAGUUAGUAAAAUGCCCUCCCUACGGGUGUACCAUCUUAGGUCACUAUCCUCGUCAUGAUUGUCUCCUCCAGGUUUUAGCGCCAUUUUGUCAACAUGAGGAGCUCACUCGACGGGAGGGGCCUUUUGGCAGCUAUCCAUUUAGAGUGUAGCCUGGCACUGUUAGUUUCUCAAGGUUAGGUUUCAAGGCUUUUAGUAAAUACACAUUUUAUCAAAGCUAUCAUUGUAAGUGGGAUGCUACAGUGUUUCACACUACAGGUGCAUAAUAUUUCUUGCUGACAUGCAAAUUCUAUAUUCUAUAGACAAAGCUUUCUUGUAAAACUAUGGGGCCUCUUAGAGGUAUAGCAAGAGGAUUUAAAGGGGCCUUACAGACUUAUAGAGGCCUAAUAAUUCUACAACAAUAGGAUUUAGGAGGCUAUUUGGAAGAAGACAUUUAGUGGGGUUUUUUUGCAGUUAGAAACAGAGAUCUGCUUCCACCAGGUUUUAGCCAUGUCUAUAUAUUCUCUUAAGUAUACAAAUUCUCAAGUCCACACUUAACCCACAGUGAAUUGACUUCUACUGUUUUAACAUAACGGUUAAUAAUAGUUGCAAAUGUUAUACAUUGCCCCCACCGAUCUGGAGAUGCUACAGAUCUGUAGUAUUUCAUUAAUAGGUUUCUAUCUGAAUUCACAUUUUAGUGGAAGUCGUCUUUUAGACCCAGCAAAGGUUCCUUAGAUUUUCUCCUGCUCGGAUCUUACUUCCAGACCCUUGUCUUGUGGAUCUUUUAUGUGAUGGUCUCAUGAUGAUUCUUAAUCCCUGGUCCCAGUUAUGUUUGGGGGAGAAUGUAAGUACUGUAACUGCUUCAUCUUAUUGAAAUGGUUAUAGUGCCUGGAGUCCCUUCACAUAUUCAGUGUUAAACCAUUUUAAUGCUUUAAAGCUAAAUGAGAGGUCCCUGCAGCCCAUGCCCUCUGUGCUGCUCUGGCUAAUGAGGAACAUUAACCUGAACAACAAUGGGUAUCUAUGAUUAGCUGAGAAUGUCAGCAGACAGCUUUCAGCCUAUUAAAGUAACAGUCAGAUUUGAAUGGGUUUGGCUAGAAGGAAGUGUUUAAUCACUCCCUUCGCCACACCAGUGGAGACAGAGGUCUAUGAAGUCAGGGACCCCCAUCCAUUUUUAAACUGCUCUAAAACGGUUUCACUGAAUGGAGGAACAGUGCUAUAGGACUCGAUGUACUAUAAUCCGCUUAAUGAGAUGAAAUGGUUAGUGUCUUAAGUGUCCCUUUGAGAAAUGCCUACUGGGCUAGUCUAGAUAAAGUGUGCCUAUUCUAUUGGGAUUCUAAACUUAAUAACUAGUGUGCUUUAUAGACAAACUAAAUGCUUACAUAUGUAGCUGCUUUACCUGUCCAUUAGGUGAUACUAUGGUGCCACGAAUCAGCAUUAGGUUUUUAUAAACAUUAGAUAAAAUUGUGAUGUUUAGUCUUUAAAAUAAACAAAGAGAUUUUAUCAAUUAAGAUUGUCCUCUGUAAUUCAGACCUAUGCUGGUGAAAAUCUACUUUAUUGGCCUUCUACCACAAGGUGGUGUAUGUUUUUAGUUAUUUAUUUCAAAACUCCUAUCAUUUGUCUCUUUUAAUCAAUAGGCCACCGGUGGUUUUCCAUUCAUAGAUAGUGAAUGUUUUUAUGGCCUAGAAUUUUUUUCUAAUAAAAUGUAUUGGCAAUUGUUUCGUUCCACGCCAGCAUCUUUUGGCUGCGAAGUUUCUCGGAAGGGUUUCUGUUAAUCAACCUUGUGAACUUACUUGAUGUCCAUUUUCAUAAAGCCAUGCAAAUUGUAUUUCAAAAGUUCUGAUUCAGUUCAUUCCAUCGCCCCAAUAAACCCCAAUGAAUGAUGCAUAGCUAUUUCUUAUAUUGUUAUUGAGUUUGGGAAAGAUUUGACAUCCAGCUUUAACAGUACCAGACACAACGUUGUUUACUUCCCCUAAAAAUGUAUAACUUUAUUUCUCUCCCCCAUUCCCCCCAUGUCUUCAUCCUAUGUUUGAGUCUUCCUAACAUCGCAAAAAUUCAGUUUUACGCCUAGACUUAUUAGACAUUUAAGCCUGAGACUAAUCCCCUCUCUCUCCCCUUUUUUUUCAUGCAGCAGCUCCGUCUGAAAUUCCCACAGAGGCAGGUGUGGAUGCAGGCGCUACAGAGGCAGAUGAGAAAAAGAAACGAAGAGGACGAAAAAAAAGCAAACUUGAGGAUAUGUUCCCAACAUAUCUCCAGGUAAGACCUUGAAAAAAAUGUUUGUUUAAUAAAAGCACGAAAGAAACCAAUAUAGUGGACUUACUUGUUCCUUGGUGGAUGUGUUUAUUUUUUUGGAUAAUAAUAAUAAAAAAAAAAUUCAAGCAAACUCAUUUUGGCAUUAAUUAUUUGUAUUCUUGGAGGAAUACUAUAUAAAUGCUAAAUAUGUAUUUUUUUCAAAGGACAUUUAUAGAUCGAUAGUAGGCAAGGCUGCCUGAGAUAGAGGUCCCUCUUUUUCACACAUAUUGGUUCCCCCUUGUCUUGCUUGUGAAUGUAGUUUUGUCUCAAUGUUGGAAUGCCCUUAUGCAUACAUGCUGGCAUAAACGGUCAUUAUUUAAUUACUUUUUUUGCAGCCAUUUUUUUUUCCAUAUUUUAUCAUUGAUUGUUAGAUGGUGUCCAGGAAGCAUGUUCCAAUUCAUUAAGGAAACACAAGCUAAAUUGGCUAAAACUGGGAUUAAAAACAAAGCCUAAAACCCUGUAGUUUAUGUAAAACUUUUAGGAUUUAAAACAGGCAUGUGUGCUUCUUAAAAGCUUCCAAAGUAUUUUGGAGGCCGCAGUUCAUCAUCUUGGAGAUGGCAAGGUCUUUUCUCCUUAUCCAAACGAAGCACAUUGAUUCAAGUUCCACCUCAAGGCCUCAGUUAUUAUAAACUUUGUUUUAUUCCAGCGUUUUAAGUUUAACUUUUCUUUCUUCCACAGGAAGCAUUUUUUGGGAAGGAUUUGUUGGAUCUCACAAAGCAAGCUCUUCUAGCUGCACGGCCGCUGGCCCAGAAAGCAAAGGCUGUGCCGUGUGCACCUUGUCCAUCAAUAAGUGCUGCUGUAACCACCAACCAAACAUCGGUGCAAGCCACAGGUAAGGUGUAUUCUAGUUUAUCAGAAAUGUAUAAAUGAUAUAGCUGUAUCUUUAAUUUACACAUACUGAUGGUCUGCUGUAAUCAUUAUGAACAAGACUGCCCAUUGGAAAGGAUGAACAGAGAUUAAGUUCUGGGCCCCAGUUAAUUUUUUUGUUUGUGUAACCUAUCUCUUGGGCGCUAUACAUGCCAGACACAGGGAGGUUAACUUUGUGCAUUGUCUGAUUUCUUGCUAAUACUGGAUUGUAGUGAGAGGUACGUCGAGUAGCACACUGCAAACUUGUCUACCCUCCUCCCCAUAAUUCAGGAACCUGACAUCCCUGUGAGGGAGAUGUAGGCAGUCUAAUUUUUGUGAACCUAUAAAUUCCCCCAAAGCUUGUCAAAGGUGUACACGUGGGGUAUUUCUGGAGUGGGGAAUUGUAUGUAAUCUAUGCAUGUACAUAGUGGAUUUGCAGAAAACCCUUUAAAUUGACACACUGUUGCCCACAUAAAUCCCUUUUUUGUAAAUAUAUCUCGAAUAAUGACAUGAAUGCAUUUCCUUUUAGAUCUUUUGUCUGAUUUCCUUUGCAAGCCCUUUACAUUUUCCCCAGUAAAGAAUUUCUGUUGCUGUUCAAACAACGCCUUCCCAAUGCAACUCAAUGAAAAGUCUUUGCAAAGCAGGUGCUCUGAGCAAUUGCCUGCCUCUUGAGUUUAGCUCCACUGAUCUAACCAAACCAGGAAAUAACAGGACAGCUUGUCUGACAGUGAGGGGGGUUUAAUAAGGUUAAUUUUAUAAAAUUUACCAUUUUUGUUAAAAUCAGAACUUUUUGUUAAAUGGGGGAAAAAAGAUACAUUCCUCACAAAUAAAGCGCUACACUGCUUUAGGUGUGUGCAGUGUCUCUUUAAAGAGAACAUUAAUUUAUGAUGUGACAAAAAAUAUGAAAAAGGGGACAAAAGGAAAACCUCUCAAUUGGGAAUGCACAGAGGUUCAGAAAAGGCACAAUCGUGAAGGGUUACUAAGACACCUGUUCAGUUCAUGUAAUAAAAGGUAAAAUAAUAUAAGUAACCUAGGAUUGGAAGUCACCAGUUCUCAAUAGACUAUGGAGUCUAAUAAAGUGCAUCAGACUGUUGAAAAAUGCCCAUAUUUUUAUCUUUUUCCAGAAGAGACCGCUGCUACGCCUGCUUCAGCUGCGCCACAUGACGAAUCCGAUGGCAAUGAAACGAAAACUGAAAAUCCAGGUGUGCAAAGCAUGUUUUGAAAUAGGGGGAAUUACUGUGCCCAAAGUAUUUUGAUUGUCUUGCGAUACUGAUGAUUUACACUUUACAGAUGGUUGUCUUUUGGUUUGCAGUGUGGCAAAUAUAUCCAGUCUUUCUGCCUUAUUUCAGAUGAGAUGUCAACUUAAAGGGACACUAUAGGCAUCAAAACAACUUUAGCUUUAGCUGAACCACUUUUGGUGUAUGGUUCAUGUCCCUGCAAAGCUAAAUCUGUUUAUACAGUCCUAGUCACACCUCCAUGAAUGUCACUUGCACAGUUUUCCUAAACACAUCCCCUAAAGAGAGAUCUAAUGUUUAAAUCUUUUUUUGCACAUUCUGUUUAAUUUAGAAUGUAUUAUAUCCUGCUCUGUUAAUAGCUUUCUAGAGUCUACAUGAGCCUCCUAUUUGUGAUUAAAGUUCAAUUUACAUAGCAGAUAAAAGCUUCUAAAGCAAGUUAACAUCUGUUCCUAAGUGAUUUAAAAAAAAAAAAAAAAAAAAUAUAUAUAUAUAUAUAUAUAUAUAUAUAAUAAUAUUAUGCAGUCUGUUUGAGUCACAGCCAGCGGAAGUGUGGCUCUGGCUUUAUAAACAAAAUUGAUUUAACUCGAAUGUCAGAGAAUUGAGCGGUGUGAUUUAUCUACCAAAACUGCUUCAUUAAGCUAAAGUUGUUUUAAUGUCUAUAGCAUCUAUUAAAAUAUAUUAUCAUUGUUCAUAAAUAUUUGUAGUAAGCAGUCUUAUCUUCUUAAAAUAAAAUACAUUUGCCAAACAAUGAAGACAAUGACUUUCUCUGAGCAUUUUGUUUUCUAUAAACUUCUGUUGUUCAAGAUUAUCAAGAAAGUGUUCAAAAUAUUUAGUUUUAUGUAACUGCAAACGGUAGCCUAAAUAAUGAAAAUCAAGAGCUUUGAAUCGGAUCUCUCCUCCUUCUCCUUGUGUGCGGCCAAGUGGCAAUAGUGAUUUACCCUCCCCUUCCCGCAGAGGACACGUCAGAGACUGAGAUCAUGAAUGUUGCUGCUGUUACUUACUCCGCAGAGAGAAUUACAGUGAUGCACCCAGAAGGAGCCCUCGGCUCGGAUCUGGAUAAAAUCUCCACGGAGGGUUGGUCUCACCCCCACCCCUUUAUUAUUUUCUUUUUAUUUAUUUUUUUGAUAUAAAUUUUUUUUAAAUUCCAGCCAUCCCUUCCUCUUGCACUUUAUUUCUGUUUUGUGUUGGAUAUUCAGCUAUAGGUGACUACCCUUCCACAUUGGGAUGUCUGGAAAAUAUUGUGAUACAGCAUCUGAUCAAUGCCAUGUUUGGUAUACCCUUGUCUUGAUGUGAUGCUCACACAGUGAAUGGCAUGAAAUCUCUAAUUCAGAAAUGUAACACUGCAAUGCUGUGUCAGAAUACCUUAAUCUGUUGUGUUAGUUGUGUUGUCUUUCCUGAUUCUUUAUUGUAAUAAUAUGCAUGUAUCCUGGUGCUUACUGGAAUUGCAGAUUUGAGCAAUUUUGUUUACCAUCAGUCUGUUCAUCACUGUUAAAACUCACUCCUUAUCCUGAAUACUGCCCAACUGUAUGUGUAAGCAGACUAACUUGAUAAACGGUUUGUUUGGCUACACCUUCCCUUCCCAGAUAGUUGAAGGGGACGCUGAGCAACCUAACUGCUACAGCUUACUGUAGUUAUGCUGCCUAGGGACCCCUGACACUGUCCCCGGGUGUAAAAUUAAACCAUUUAGGAUCAAUGUCACAUUAACCUGGAUCUUGUCAGUGCACACAAACUGCCCUUGCCUCAGAUGAGUUAAUACUUCAAUAUUGUCAAUUGAUUAUAAUCUAGACUGCAUUGAUUUGACUCAGUGCUGGGCUGACUCUCUGUUAACUCUGUGCAAUUUAUCUAGCCAAGCGGGGACAACAAAGACAGUCUAUAUAAUUUCACUCUUUUUUUUAAAAAUACUUUUACAUUAAACCAGGGGACCUUAGGAAGCAAGCUGUAAUGUUGUUUAGAGUGCACUGUUUGUAAUAGUUUUAAUUUGUAUUCUGUGUUUAGCCGUCUUUAAAGCUGCAUCUAGAAUGAAUUAUGCUAUUUGAUUUGAAUCACAAUCCAACCGGUUUAAACAGCAUAUGGCUUGGAUCAUAUUUUAUAUUUCUAAAACUGUACACUUGGCGCCGUUUAACUUUACUAACCAAUUGUGAUUUAAAAAAACGUGCACCUAUAUUUCAAGAGAUUUCUAGCUGUAAGCUGGUGUUCCAUCUUCUUGACUAAUUUAGCCUUCUUAAAACUGAACCCAGAAAGGGAUCUUGGUGCUGAGAGAGUUCCUUGGGUUAACAAAUCGAGAAGAUUUAACCUUAGAUAACAUUUGAUAUAAAAUGAAGUACCUACAUCUAAUAGUAAGUGUAGUUAUGGAAGAUCUUUCUUCCUGUCAGACUCCAUUUUAGCAGAUCUUUGUGGAAUCCAAUGUAAAGUACCUAAAAUGUUUCCUUUCAUAGUGCUGCUAGACUUUUUAAUAUAUUUUUCUUCUGUUAUAGUUACCCUCUUCUUAAUUCUGUGAAAUAAAUAUGUACACCAUUUAAUUUGAAAGCUAUCCCUUGUACUUCACUAACUGUUUAUAGACUAUUGGUGCCAUCAUGGCUUAUUUCAAUUGUAUGAGGUUAUUUUAUUUUUGUUGAGUGUUUUUUAUUUUUUUUUCUCUGAUGGGAGUAAUAGCUUCUGUAGAUUGACAAUGCAGAUGCAGUAUGAGCUGUGCUUUUUUUAUUUUUAUUUUUUUUUUUAACUGUAAUAUUAAUUUUGUAUGCCUUGUGUGUCUUACCUAUUACCUUACAUGCCAGCCUAAAUGCUACAUAGGUACACCUCCUCUAACAGCACUUUUUUAAUUUUUUUUGUGAUCUGAAGAGAUGCCUAAAAUGGAGAGUAAUGACAUACAGCAACUUCUGAAGGAUGUUCUAGGACCCCCAGAUAGUGAGCAGACUGUUAACAGUUCUGCGGGAAGGACUGAGGGGCCAUCUAUUCCUGCAGCUGUUAACCAGCCUCAGCAGCAAAGACCUUUCCUUCAAGGUAUGACAGAGUUGACAGUUUGAGUAAACUAGAUGGCAGUUCUUUAAGAUGUGUCCUGUAGCAAAAACUGGGGAGGUGCUAUAUAUUAAAAAGUAUGGGAAACGUUGUGGAUAAUACAUUUUUCUGUUUAGUCUAGUCAGUGCAAAUCCACAUAAACCUUUUGUUUGAUGUAUUAGAUUUGUUCUUGCUUAUAUGGGAGAAUUGAUAUAUUAAAUGUUGAUUUUAUUAUUUUUAUAUGCUUAUUAAUUUUUAUAUAAAGUCUUCAUAAACUUGAGAACAACUCUUGGGGUACAGAAAUUAAACAGGAGGGUCUGUCAACAAUCACAGUAAAUCGUUAGAUUGUAGGUUUGUCCAUGAGAGAACUGCUUAUGAAUAUUUGUAAUUAUGGUAUUGUUCCUAUAUAUCCCUUUAGUGUGUCCUCCUAUGACUGUGGAAAUUUAAACCACAGCCGCUCUCUUUUGAUCAGGAUAAAUGGUUCCUGUCUUUUAACAGGAGGAAAUUGCUUAAUGACUAUUGUGAUUUGAAAUUCCCGAUGAGAACGCUUGCUUCAUUUUACCCAACCCACUGCUUCUCUUAUAGGGCUUUUUAAAAAAAGCCACAAACGAAAAUAUAUCAAUAUACUGCUCCUAAUGAGUGUGCUGUUUUUCAGGUGUGUCAAUGGCUGCUCCUCUUCACCUUGAUUCAUUUUCCCAGCCAGGAUUCAUAGAGAACAGGUGUGUAUGGAUUUCAUCCUGUCCCUUAAAAAAAAAAAAGCCAUUAUUAUCCAUUUAUUCUCAGUAGGUUAACUUUAGGUUAACAUUACAAGUCUGGCAAGCAUCCCAGUUUAGUUAGGUCCAGAAAUAUUUGGAUACUGACACAAGUUUCGUUAUUUAUUUUGGCUGUUUGCUGUUACAUCAUGAAUAUGGGCUUAAAGUGCUGUCUCUCCGCUUUAAUUUGAGGUUAUGCACAUCCAAAUUGGAGGAAGGGUUUAGCAAUUACAGCUCUUUAAUAUGUAGCCCCCUCUUUUCUAGGGACCAAAAGUAAUUGUACAAUUGACUCAAAAGAUGUUUCAUGGAUUGGUAUGGGCUAUUCCUUCGUUAUUUCUUAAACAGUUAAGCAGGUUAACAGUCUGGUUGAUUCCAGGUGUGACAUUUGGAAGCUGUUGCUGUGCACCGGCUACAUGCGGUCGAAGGAGCCCUCAAUGCAAAUGAAAUCAACAAGCCUUAGGCUGCAAAAAUAAAAAAAUCAAUCAAAGAUAGCAGGAACAUUUGGAGUGGCCAAAUCAAAAGCUUAGUACAUUCUGAGAAUGAAACGAAAACCAAAAUGUACCAGAAUGAUGUGAACUAAAAAGCAUGGAGAAGGCUUGGAACAGCUAAUGAGCCAAAGCAUACCACAUCAUCUGUAAAACACAGUGGAGACUUGCAUGGCUUUCAAUGGCACUGGGUCACUCUUGUUUAUUGAUGAUUUGACAGAAGCAGACUGUUGAAUUCUGAAGUGUUUUGGGAUAUAUUGUCUGCUCAGAUUUAGCCAAAAUCAGCUGAUUAGACGGCGCUUCACUUUACAGAUGGUUAAUGACCCAAGACAUACUACGAAAGCAACCAAGGAGCUUUUAAGCCAAAGAAGUGGAAUACUCUGCAAUGACUGAGUCAAUUACCUGAUCUUAACCCAAUCGAGCAUGCACUUCACUUGCUGAAUACAAAGCUUAAAGGAACACAAAUGUGUAUUCCUGACCCUGCAGUGUUAAAGCUACCAUAUAGGUGCCUUAUUCCUCUUAAAAGGUAAGAAAACUUACCUUCUUUCCAGUGCUGUGCAGGUCAGACAGCCCUGCCCCUGAUCUCCCUCCUUGACUGACAUACAAAUUGAUAAUCUCAGCCAAUCCAAUGCGUUCCCUUAGGAAAAGUAUUGGAUAGACGGAGAUCGUCAAGGAGACGGGCGGGGCUAAAUGCCAGCCUGGCCAAUCAGCGUUUCUAUGCGGAAAGUUCAGCGUCUCCACCCAGGAAGCAGCUGCAGUGGCCAGUAGAGGUGUAAUCACUGAAAAGACAGUGUUUACAUUAAAAAGUCUGCAGGGACAUGCUAAACUCAUUUUUUAUUUUUAAAUUCUUUAUUUUUUAAUUUUCAUGAUUUUUUUAAUUUUUUUUUUUUUUCCAGAUGUGAGGGUAACAUAAAAAAAAGGAAGGGUAACUGUAUGGGUUAACAAGAGUACAAUUUCUGGCAUUUCACAAUUACAAUUGUAAUUAUAGUGACUUGCAUUAUGAAGUCUCAUUGACUAUACUCCUUAUAACUACAUUAAGCUUCAGUUGUUCUGAUGACUAUAGUGUCCCUUUAAGGCAGAAAGACCCACAAACAAACAAACCACUGAAGACAGCUGCUGUAAAGGCCUGGCCAAGCAUCACAAAGGAGGAAACCCAGUGUUUGGUGAUGUCCAUGUGUCCAAGACUUCAUGCGGUCAUUGCCUGCAAGGGAAUAAAAACUAACAUUUUAUUUAUGAUUGUGUUAAUUUUUAAAUUACAUUUGAGCACCUGAAAUAAGGGACUGUAUAUAUGUAUAUGAAAAUGGUUGCAACUCUUAAAUAUUUUAUUACAAUAUUUUUGGGCAACCCCUUGAAUUAAAGCUGACAGUCUGGACUUAAAUUCCAUCUUUGUUUCAUUUCAAAUCCAUCGUGGUGCGUAGAGAGCCAAAAUGAAGCUUCCGUUACUGAGGCUCUAAUAGCAAUGUCACAUUAUCCAGUGAAGCUAGGAUUACUUGUACAAUGUUUUUUUUUGUUUUUUACCUUUAUUUUUGUUGUGCGCUCAUCAUAAAUCAGCAUGCAAUGACAUUGCAUUUGUUUCAAACAGAAUAUAGAGGAACAGCAGUGUCAGUCAUAAUAAGCAGCACUUUUUACAGUAAUAAUAAAUGUGUUUAUAGAAAUGCUGGAACGUUAACCUAGGGUGAUAAACAAAAAAGGUCAAAGCGGUGUUAAUGCUACCAUUGUGAGUAGUGUUGCGUUGGAUGUUGCUAUAUCAGUGCGGUUGAGGCCUUUGGGGGCGUGGGUUGAUUGCCAACGUUAAAUGGAGAAGGUAAUCCAGUAGCUCUUUGUAGAGUAUAGAAUGUGUGGCUGAGGGAAAAAAAGGAAUUAAGAAUAAAUUUUUAAGCGUUCUUGCGACCGUGAUCAUAAAUGUGAGCUGCGCCAAAGCAUAGGGACAUAUGUGCCUAAUGCAGUGUGCGUGGUCUUCAUGGCGGGCUGCUUAAUGCCCACAGUUGUGGACUGAGUAGUAUGUUUUUAUAAACUUACCAUGGGUCUCUCAUAUACCCCAGAUCAGUGGGAAGCAACACUAGGUCUUUACCCUGCAUCAUAAAUUAAACCAUGGGGAUAAUGUGUCAAUGAGACAGCCACUAGAGGCUGGAUUAACCCUAUUGUAAACAUAGCAGUUUCUCUGAAACUGCUGUGAUUACAGCAGAAAAGGUUAAUCCUAGGUGGACCUGGCACCCAGACCACUUCAUUAAGCUGAAGUGGUCUGGGUGCCUAUAGUGGUCCUUUAAGGUUUUUGUUUAGAAUUAAAAUCAGAUAUUUACAUACUGCAUAAUUGGUUGUUCAGACUUGUUUUUGUUCUAACUAGUCCAUUGUUGUAAUUUUUUUUUUUUUUUUUUUUUUAGAGACCGGACUGGAUUAUUCAGUCCAGAGCAUUGCGACACUGACAGCUCCUGGACGACCGCUUCUACGCCCACUACACCAACAGAAGGGGAAUCGGAAGGUCUGUCCUACAAUCAGCGUAGCCUACAACGUUGGGAGAAAGAUGAAGAGUUAGGGGAGCUUUCUACAAUAUCACCCGUCCUCUAUGCUAAUAAAAACUUCCCAAACCUCAAGCUGGAAUACCCAGGUGAGUAGUACACUCAGUCCAAUGAAAGAUGAAUUUUACUGGAGUUUUUGGUCUAGGUUAGAAUAGCCAUACAUGUUUUGAAGCAUAUCAGUAUACUCUUUUAAAAUUAUUAAGAUUAGGGUUGCUGAACUGGUGGUGUUGAAUUUUGCUUCUCCUGUAACUAUCACACUGUGUCUUUGCUCCAUGCUAGAUUGGUCCAACCGGUGCAAGCAAAUCAUGAAGUUAUGGAGAAAAGUCCCAGCCCCAGACAAAGCUCCAUAUUUAGUAAGUCUUCCAUAAGUUCUAACUGGACAAUGCUUUGGUUAAUAAAUCCUAUAUUUCAUAUAGGCACAAGUAAAUAAAGUGUACACAAACAGAAAAAAUCACUACAUGCUCUAAAACACAAACCAAAAAAGUGUUCCCUUUAAGAAACUCAGAAUAUAAUAGAAACAGAAAAAAGACCAAAAAGGGCAAAACCCUAUAUUGAAAACCACCAAAUAAAGUGAUUUUAAUAAAGGUUAUAUACAACCUGGUAAAAUAAUCACAAGAUAUUCUGCAAAUAAAUAAAAAAUAUAUGGUGCAGGAUGUUAAGUAUAAAUGUCAGGGUGGGGGUGGUAGAGAAUACACUAGAAAUUAGGGGUAGGCAACCUUCGGCACUUCAGAAGCUGUGGACUACAUCUCCCACAAUGCUCUUACAGCCAUAAUGCUGGCAAAGCAUCAUGGGAAGGGUAGUCCAAAACAGCUGUAGUGCCAAAGGUUGCCCAUCCCUGCACUAGAUAGAUGUAUAAUCAGGCAUGUCUCCAUUUCAAAUAGGUUCAGGAUGUUUAGAUAGAUGGUCUUCAGAGGAAUCCUCUUGAUAGCCGAGGAUAUUAAAAAAGAGAGCAUAUAGUGCAGAUUGUAUUAACCCCUUAGUGAACAGACCACUUCAAUUUUCUUACCGUUUGGGACCAGGGCUGUCUUUACAUUUCUGCGGUGUUUGCGUUUUCUCUUACUCAUUUACUGUACCCACACAUAUUAUAUACCGUUUUUCUAGCCAUUAAAUGGUCUCCAUUAAAUGGUCUAAAGAUACCAUUAUUUUCAUCUCAUAUACCGUAUAUACUAGAGUAGAAGUCGAGUUUUUCAGCACAUUUUUUUUUGUGCUGAAAAACCCCCACUCGACUUAUACUCGAGUCACUGUCUGUAUUAUGGGGGGGGGAGACUGUCUGGGCUGUUCAGCGUUCUAAUUCCCAGCAGACGUAUCGGGUAUGUCCGCUGUCCUCAGGGACAGUUUUUUGUCGGAUGUACCUGAUAUUUCAGAGGUCGGGAUGGGGUUAAAAAUGAGAUUUGUUGCACAAUAUUGCAUUUACAAGAUAGCAGAUAAAAUCAAGCGGGCGUGGUAGCCAGGCUUCAGCAGAUAGCAGGAAGCUCUGGAGGUUAAUAUGCAGGGUGGCAGAUUCCAAAUAAAACAAAAGUAAAAUAAAGCAAUUAAAAUAAAAGCAAAGUAAAGAUGUCCUACGCGUUUCGUCCGUUAGGACUUCUUCAGUGAUCGAUGUAGGUGUUCUAAGAGACUCUUUUUAUAUACCAGUAGGUAUUGAGAAUGAUAAUCGGCAGCUGGAACCUUUCUUGGUAGUUUUUGCCCUUUUUUUUUUUUUUUUUUUGCGGUUUCACAAGUAAAUAAAGCAAAUCCAUAUAUUACAGAAACAGCCAUUAGGGCAGUACAAAACAGAGCAAAAUGCACAAACUAGAGCACAAAAUGAAGAACCUCAUGGAUAUAUGCUGGUAGCAGCAAUUUGAUCGUGUGUGUGUAUUUUUAUUUUUAAUUUUUUAAUUAAAUGAAACCUAUAAAAGAGUUUUUUUAUAUUGGGGAAAUAUGAUGUUUUGAUAUUAUCUGGAUGCUGCUGAUUUUAUUCUAAAUCGAUCGCUGUUUUGCGAUGGACUCUACUGUAAGGAAUCCCAGUCGGUGAAUGCAUGGACUCUGAGGUAUAUUAAGUGGAAAUAUGGUAGUAAUCAAGUGAAGUUGAAAAAUCUUGCUAUGGACAGUGAAGUGGAUUUUGUGUUUUACUGUGAUGCAUUGGCAGCAAAUAUUAGUGGACUGCCAUUUAAACCAUAAAUUAUAAAGUGUAGACAUGUUCAUUUUAAGGGUUUGAUCUAGCUGAAAUGGAACUUAGAAAUGGUUCCUCAAUUGUCCUCUCUGAAGCCCACCUUCUUUUGGAAAAGCUGUAGAAGUAUUAUUAACGUCUGUAUAUGUGUUUAUACUAUUCUACAGCAAAAAGCCAAAGACAACCGUGCAGCACAUCGUAUUAAUAAAGUUCAGAAGGUAAGACCUUAAAUUUCACAAAUAUUCACAAUUUAAACAAAAUAAAAUAGCAUUUUGAAAUGUUGACAUGCAAACUCUUUCAUAAUGAUGUACAAAGUUGUUAUAUUCUGUAUCACUAAUUAUGCUGUCUUUAUAAAGAGGGUUUUUUUUUAUUUUUUAUUUUUUUACAUAACCUUCCGUUUGUUAAAAUGUAUUUCUAUCUGUGAAAUAAUUUUUCUUGUUUAAAUACUGUAGGGAUACUCAAAGCACCAGACCAACCUUGCCCCUGCAACCUCACUGGUAAAUUCUCUCCCUUUUGUUUGUUUAUGCAGUUGUAGCCACACCUCCCCGGCUGUGACUCACACAGCCAGUAUUAAUUAUAUAUUUUCUUUUUUAAAUUUUCAAAUGCAUCUUACAGUACAGUAUGUUUAUUUUGGAAGUUCUUAUCUCCUGCUCUGCCUUAACCGAACAUUAAUCACACACAGCAGGCACCUGCAGGCAAAUACGAGAGCAGGAGAUUAGAAAUUCUAAAUUAAUUACAGGGAAUCUAAACAAUUUAUCCUUUUUGAAGGAAUUGUGUAGGUAGGCUAUGUGAGUCACAGCCAGGGAACGCGAUUUAACUCUUAAGUGGAUUGAGAAUUGGGCAGUAAGACUGCAUGGGCAUUAUCUAUACCCUAAAACCACUUCAUUACGAUAAAACUUGUUUUAGUGGUUAGUGUCCCUUUAAGUAUGUUUCUUUUAAAGGAACCCUAAUAGCAAAAAUAGCUAUAAUUCUGUUUAGUGUUCUUGAGGCUCUCUAGUCCAGCCCAAUGCUUCUAGCAUUGGCAAAGGUAAACAGUUUCUCACAAAUGGCAAAGUUUACAAGAAUUAAACUGAAGAAACAAAUUCUUUACAUCAAAACCACUACAUUAAUAUGUAGUCCUCCAUGGUUCUUUAAAUGUGUGCUUACAUUCUCCAAAAAUAAGUCCAUGUAUUUGUUUAUUAACUCAUUAGAAAUCAUAUCACCGUUUACAAAGUCAUAUUCCCAAAUGUUGCGUUUAAAACCAUAAACCUAUUACUUUUAUUUAUUUUUUAUUUUUUUAGCAAGUUUCAGAAUAUUAAAUGUCAGACAUAUAUACUGCGGACUUAAAAAGGGACACUAGUCGCCAAAACAACUUUAGCUUAAUGAAACAGUUUUGGUGUAUAGAUCAUAGCCCUGCAGUCUCACUGCUUUAAUUUUCUGCCAUUUUGGAGUAAAAUCUUUUUUUAUUCAUGCAGGUUGUCAGUCGCUGCCAGGGAAAGUGUGGCUAAGGCUGCAUUAAACCAAACAAGUUAUUUAACUAUUAAAUGGCAGAGAAAUGAGCAGUGGAACUGCAGGGGCAUGAUAUAUAUAUACGCCAAAAGUGCUGUUAGUCUAAAGUUGUUUUGGUGACUAUAGUGUCCCUUUAAAUUCCACAAGCCUAUUUCGUUUGAAACAAACACACACAUCAUGCCGACAUUGGACAAUCCAUGAAACACAUACAUUACAAACUUGCUUCGUACCCUACAUUUACAUGCAUUGAGCUUCCCCACACACCUUCCUUCUAUCUGUGGAGUGCUGAUAAUAGAUGCAACUGUGCUUUGACUAUGCAUUAUUAUUACAUAGAUUACACACUGAAACAAACUAUCAUUACCAUUAUCGAGCAAAGUAAGUGCCUAGAGUGUUUUAUUUAAACAAAAACACACUUUCUAAUCUCUACAGAAAGCAAUAAAUUUGAGUAAAACCAAACCGAUUUAAUUCUGGGGUGUUUAUUCUGAUUUCAUGUUGUUGCAAACACUGUCCUCAGCCUGUUUUUCCUUUUUGUAUUUGAUGUUUUCUUGCUGUCUGCUCAGUAAUUUGUUUAUGCAAUCUGUUUUACUUGUACAGCAGGCAGAAAGUCAAAUCAACAAGCAGUCCAAAGUUGAGGCUGUGCGGAAAGCAGAACGUCCAGUUCUUCAGCUUCAGAUUCCGGGACCGUCAGGCUCUCAUCAUGUUGGCCCUCCUGAUUUUAGAGCUGGUGUUCCUUCAGGACAGGAACUAUUUAUGUCUAGUGGCUCUGGGAUGUCUUCUUCCUCUGACAUGUUUCUUAAACCCACAUCAGCUGGCACUCCGGGAGCAGAAUCUCCCAGUGACAUUUUCUUCAAACUCCCUCCCCAAUCUCCAUCUCAGGAGCCUUUCUCCAACUCUCCCGCUUACUCUUUAGAUGCCAGAUAUACGUCUUCCUUGGGACAGUCUCCAGCUUCUAGUGGUAGCUUCCAGACUCUUUCUGGAUCAGAGAACCAACCUGCACGGAAUGCACAGCAUUCAGCUCAAACUGAUUACCAGUCAUGUCAUCCAGCUACCCCACAUCAUCAGCCACUCACCCCAGAACCUUUUAUGAAACCACGCUAUCCUACUGGCUCUAUUGAUAACCUUUCAUUGGUUGGAAGUCCAGGCCCAAGGUUGUGCCAAUCUGAGAGUGCAAGUUCUAGCAAACCUACUGAGCCCAUGCUAUCACCUUCACGUUAUGGGGAUCACAAGAGACAAUCAGAUGGCAUUCUCCUUCAAAUCAAGAAGGAAGAUGUUGGACUUGGUUCACCAGGCUUUCCACACAGCGUUGGGUCAUCUGAUGGGACAGAGACUAAAUGUGAUGUAUUCAAAGCACCUUUAACCCCCAGGAUGUCCCAGAUAGAGCCCCACAGUCCCGCACCCUUGCACAGAGAUUCUCAUAUGCAGGCACAAGUGACAUCACCUCAACACCAUUCAGACAUUUACAGGCCACCAUCUGCUGCCCCUUUCACAGACCCCUAUUCCCAGCCACCUCUAACUCCACGUCCUCAGUCAGUUGAAGGAAGCUGCAACUUGACCCCCCGAUCUGUGACAUCGGAUCCCUUCACUCGUGUUCCCACAAGCCCCCAGUCGCAGGCCAGCUCACAGUCUCCACUAACACCUAGGCCAUUGUCUGCUGAGGCAUUUUGCCAGUCCCCAGUCACUCCUCGAUUUCAGUCUCCAGAUCCAUACUCCCGUCCACCUUCUCGCCCUCACUCACGGGAUCCUUUUGCCCCACCUCAUAAACCUCCUCGUGCCCAGGUGUCAGAACAAGGCUUUAAACCUGCUUCCCAACUUUCGCACACCUCUCCUGCCAGUUCAAGUUAUCAACCGCCACUUGAAAACCACCCCAAAAUUCAAGUAAACCAACAGCAGAAUUCCUUAUUUGCUCGGUCUCCUGGUGCCAGUGUAUAUCCAAACUCCCAAAGCCAGCUAUGUUUCACUUUCCCUCAUUCCCCUGAUAGUGUAAAGAGUUCUCCCUCUCACCAAGCUAGCUUCCCUCCCUCCCAUUCUGUUAACAGUCAUUUCACCUCUGGCAAACCACAAAGUUAUACAUCUCCUGGCAGCAACCCUUCUUCUUUCCAUCAGUCUGGAAGCCCACAUUCGACCGGAAAUAGUAGCACUCCUGAUGUGUAUGCACAGUCUCCCAUGCGACCUCCGUCUGUACUGCCUCAAGAAGCACCCUUCCAACCUCCUACUGGCCAGAGGCCAGGCCUGAACUCUCCUGCAGAAAAGCAAAGGGAUGAUAUGGCUGGGGUUCCCAAUGCCCUAGGCACCCCGGUUCGAGAAGUUCCGGAGUUGCAAGGCACACCUGAAACUGCGCUAAGUAACUUGAGUCAGACUGAGCUAGAGAAACAAAGACAGGUACAUACAUAUGCAUCCAUUCUAUUCCCUAGUCUUAAAAAUAACUUUAUAGUAUACCAUAUGCAUUAACGUUCUAAAUAUCAUUCAUACAUCCAAAAUUUUAUUCAUUUUCAAAAUACUGACUUUAGUUUUAUAGGGAGUUAAUGCAGACUGCACGUAAGCCAUAUUCCUCUGGCUAGAUGUCUGCACAAAACUUUGUUAAGAAGAAAGGGAUGAAGAAAAGUUAGACCCACAUCUGUUUAUUCUGCAUGCAUGCUUUACUCCUUAUGUCACAGUAAAGUUUGUAGGAUGGCUGUAACUCAGGACAUUGGUACAGGAGUCUACAUACCAAAGAAAUAACUCUUUUAUAGAAUUGGCACUGUGAGAAUGCAGCUGGCAUAAAAUAGCUUUGCCGUCUACCACAAACCUCCAAUGCUGGUUGGUUGGGGCACUUGCCGAGGCGGAUUAACCCUAGGUGGAAGCCACUGAACCGCAGCAUAGAUUUCAGAUAUAAAAUCAGCAAAAAUGCAUAUGUUUUAUGUUGCUAUGGUGUUAGCAUUGUCAUUUUUUUUCUUUUCUUUUCUUGAAAUAUUUGUCUAAUUUAACCUGUGCGUUUAAUCUUAGCGUCAGAGACUGCGUGAACUGCUCAUCAGACAGCAGAUACAGAGAAACACUUUAAGGCAGGAAAAAGAGGCAGCUGCCGCUGCACUGAGUUCAUCACAUGCAGGGUGGAAUGCAGAUUCUAGUGGACAAGGCUACGAUCCUACUGGACGCAUUUUGAUGUACCCUCCCACACCGGUUUGUAUGAAUCUUACUAUAUAUUAGUAACUAGGGGAAUUUGUGCAUUUUUUUAUACAAAGAUCAAAUAAGCUCUUCAGUUAUAUUUUUAUCCAGUAUGGAUACAAAUGUUGUUGCAAUGUAUGUAUCAAUUAAUUUUUCCUUAAAAUGUUAUUUAUGUAUGAAAUAUUAUUACUUUUGUUGCCAACAAAUGGGGAACUUCCUCUCGUGAUCCCGAUUUUUGCCUUGUAUGCCCUGUAGGAGAAAACAAAUAUUGGAACAAUUCCUGCCUCCACCAAUACAGCUGCUGGUAAGGUUACUGGACAAAGUGUAACCCCUUCGUCUUUCCCUCCGGAAGACCGGGUGAACACACCUCUUCCUACGCCGUCUCCUGGAGCUGUGGACAUUCCUGGACGGUACGUUGGCUGAAUGUUUAUUCUGUUAUGGGUUCUCUUGUGAAGUCAUUGAGUUGUGAUUAAAAGUAAUAUAUAUACAGAUUUUGCUGUACCUUGUAAUUUCAUCACUAUUCUUGGCAGCUUGCAUGUAUAAAAACUGCUCAAUACUAAUUGGAUUUGGAAUUUUUAGAAGUAUGUGUUCUAUAGAGCAUACCCAAUUAAAUGUGCUAGUCAUACUUCAUUUAUGAGAAUUGUUGCAGAAUCUUGGAGAUAAACCUAAUUUACCAUUGAUAUUUAUGCAUAUGUGUAGGCAUAUAUAAUAUAUUUAUACACAUGCAUACAUAAGCUUCAUUGGUAAAGGUUAAAUACCACACAACUUUGGCAGGUAUGUGACUGGGACAGGACUUGCUUCAUUGUUGAUGCCCAAAAUGGAAAGGGUGUGUUUCCAACAGGGUACUAAUAGUCUUCCAGCCAGUCCCACCCAGGGCACACUGUGCAUAGAGUGCUGCUGAAGCACUCUUUGCAUGGUGCUAGUUCUAUCAGCACAGGACAAGCAAAUGGGCUCCACCAGGCGGCACUACACAUCUACUCUGCACUGCAAGCUCUCUUUGUUUAGCUAAGAAUUAGCUCAACCUUGGGAGCAUCUGACGGAGCGGAAAUGUGGAAUUGUGACACUGGAAUAAUUUGACUUUCCAUUAUGGGGCACCAGGACACUCGUGGCACCAUAACCACUAUAACAUACUGUGCUAAUUAUGGUGUUACUAGUUUUCAUUCAAUCUAGUGUAAAGUACCUUUUGUUCUACCUUUUUCUUUCUACUUCACAUCACUCUAUCCAUGUGACUUCUGCUUGGCUUUCUCUUGUUUACUAAUAAUCUAGCCUUUUGUUCUCUGGAGUAAACUUAAUGUUAUGGGUUUGUAUAUAACAUACAACUUACUGGGUUUUUGUUUUUGUUUUUUACACAGACACUCCACCGAAGGGUCUCAAUCGUUUUAUUCAAGGGGAUCGUUUCCUGAUCAGCAACAGGUCUGGCAACCUCCUGUAGCACCACACAGGACUUUAACACCUAAUCGCUUCCAGGAGGUGAACCGACAGUUAUUAACAUCGGUUAAUAGUGGUGGAAUGAUGCGAUUACCUUUUCCUGCAGAUCAGGUCACAACUUCAGUUACAGUGGGAGGCGCACCAUAUAUAGAAUUGCGCCACCAUGGACAAAAACUACCUUUGGGGCCUGCGUUUUCUCCUCCUGGUUCUCAAAGUCGACCUCGCUUCUAUUUACCAGGUGAUAUAGGCAACACUUCUCUUCUUCCGGGAGUUAUGAGAGGUGAUGUUAAUCCCUUACAAGUUCCAGUUAUGAGAAGUCAACUUUUGCAGACCCCCAAAAUUUCACCUUCUACUUCCCUUCAAACAGGAAACAUGGUAAGUGUCCUGCAGACCACUCAAACCAAAAUUUCCAAUGUCACUGGAAUGCCACAACAGCAAGAACCUGCCACACAUCCUUCAACACAAAAUACAGCUCAAGCAGAAGGCUCAAAGGAAACAUCUGCACCUGUUCUAGAGCGUGGACGAGUUUCUUGUGAUGAUCCCUCGGAACUGGAUGUUGAUUUUGUCACUCAUAAAGACUUGGAGGAUGAUGACUUGGCAAAUUUGAGUCUUGAUGUGGCUAAAGCAGACGAUGAUUUAGGCAAUCUAGAUAACCUGGAGACAAAUGAUCCCCACUUAGAUGAUCUCUUAAAUGGGGAUGAGUUUGACCUAUUAGCAUAUACUGAUCCCGAGUUGGAUACAGGGGAUAAAAAGGACAUUUUCAAUGAGCAUUUGCGACUGGUUGAGUCUGCCAAUGAAAAAGCAGAAGAGGAAGCAAUGCUGAAGAUGGACCCUGAUGUUGAUGCUGAUGGUGACGCAAAAACAGACUGCCCUCCUAAAAAAAUGCAAAAGGAGUCACCAACUAGUGCAAAUAUGGAGAUUACCAAAGAGAAACUAGUAAGCGAGUUGGGUUUGGGCACUCACUCUUUCAGUACAGCUGAGAAAGCACCCCUACUUAAUCCUGCAAUGGAAACAAAGCACUCUCCCUUUUCAGGUGAUUUAAAACCAAAGCUAGAAGAUGGAGGCCUCAAGACAAGCACCUGCCAGUUUUCCACUAGCAAUUCAAUAUCUAUUAAAACUGAAAAAUCUUUGCUUGGAGCUAGCAUGCUAAAGACUGGAACUGGCCAUCAGGUUCUUGGUGCAAAUUCUGCCCAUUCAUCACAUUUGAGGGGAUCCCUGUUUCAAAGUAAGGAAUCUAGUAUAACUUCUGUAAUUACCCAUCAGGGUGGCCUAAUGCUUGGAAAGUUUGAGUUGGAUGAAGGAACUCUGGCUCUACAAGGUCCUCGCCAUUCACCCAGUGAUGAUUUGGAUAAGAUGGAAAGUUCACUUGUAGCUAGUGAGCUGCCACUACUUAUAGAAGAUCUAUUAGAACAUGAAAAAAAUGAACAGCAGAAAAAACAGCUGAUGUCAGGACAGCACUCAGAGGGUGUACAGCAGCUUCCAAUGAUAACUCAUUCUUCAAUGUCAACUCAGCAGCAGGGAGCCCACAUUCAACAGCCUCCAGAUAGCCAACAAGCUGGGCUUGUGGGACUUGGACUAGUAUCUAGACACCAAGGAUUGAGUUCCACGGCCCAGCUCCUAACACCACAGCAAGAGAUGCAGCAAAGGCUUCUUGGAGCACAAACAAGCUCUACCCUAGAUGCAACCCUCGGUGGAGCUCCAGGUCACUUGAUAAGUGGUCAGAACAUGGUACUGAAUACUGGUCCUUCACAACAGGUCCUCCCUGCUAAAUCGGCAAUAGGGCAGCAGAUUGGAAUUAAACCACAGUCACUAGUUGUGCAGCAGCAGCCUUUGCCAAGCAGCCUUUUCCCUGAUACAGGUAAAAUUUUAUUUUUUAUUUAUUUAUUGCAAAAUAUUUACAAAUUUGAAUAUAUUCUUUAAAACCUAGCAAACCUGCAUGAGCAAAGUAAACACAGAAUACCUAUUAAAAAAAUGAAUAAAUGAAAAUCUUAUUUAAGAUGCUAUUUAGCCAUACAUAAUCUUCAAAUGUUUACGCUUUCCACUGGGUGCUGCCAUAGAAGCAAAUGUCAUUGUCAGAGGGGGUAUUUGCAAAGACCCCUUGAGUGACUGUACAAUAUGAACAAUACAAUUCCCAGUUAAACUGUAAGAGUACUGUAUAGUUAAUGGCAGUCCAUUUACUUUGUUUUUAACAUGAUCAGACUGUUUUUAAUGCUUUAUCUCAUUACACAGUGCUAUCGCUAUGUGAAUUUCUAUUUAGAAAAUACUUGGACACUAGUCUCACUUGAGUACACCAUAGAACAUUGAAACGUUUAAUUUAUAUGGACUUGUUUGUUCAGUAUAUUAUCCUAUGACCAGCUGGUAUGAAUUUUUUACUCAAUUCUCAUAGGAACCACUACUACUUCCUGGACUAUGUACAGCUCUUACUUUACAGCUUUGAAGAGUAGUUUAACUGCAGAAUUCCCAUAUUUACACAUUCACAUAAUUUAAUGUUAUUUCUGAUGAGAUGAGAUUUGUUUGAGGAUAUUGUAAUUUAUUUGUGAACUGUUCAACUUAGAUGUGUUUUUUUUGUUUUUGUUUUUUUAUAUAUACUUUGUAAGGAGCCAUUUUAUUAACUCAUAUUUCAGUAAAGUGUGUGAUCAGCUGCUUCUAUAAAUGCUGUUUUUUACAGAGUUUUUUUACUACAAAAAGCCAUUUUUAAACAAUUGCUUUUAUUUUCUUACAGAUCUUGAUAAAUUUGCACCUGAUGAUAUCUUGGAUCCCAUUGCUAAGGCCAAGAUGGUUGCUCUGAAGGGGAUAAAGAAGGUGAUGGCUCAAGGUACUAUUGGAGUCACACCUGGCAUUAACAGGUAUGCAGACAUUGAUUUAUCUUUUCUUUGAGUUUAAAUGUUACAUGGCUUAGGAUGUAUAAUUAAACCCUUCUCGGCCAACUAAACACAGAGUAUGUUGUACAAAUUACAUACUGUAAAUAAAUUGGAAGUUUGUCUUUUGAACUGGCACUCUUUUUAAAAAAAUAAAUUUUUUUUAUCUGUCACAUGUGACAUAGCCUGGAAAUAGACUUCCUUUGCAGUACAAGCAAUGCUGGGUGCCCAUAACAAUAAUGUGAAUGGUUCCAGUAAAUCAACCAGCAUUUCUGUAAUUUGACCCUUAUUAAAUUUCAAACAUCUGAGAGAGGUUUCUAUGGGGGCUAUUGCUGUACUCGACUGCAGUAGGACAAGACAAAUUAAAGUUCCUUAAAGUAGUGGGAAUUACAUGGCUUGUGAAAUCAACCUUAAAAAUGAAACGUGUGGGGGGUGGGGGGGAGAGACAAACGAUUGCAAUAUAACAAGCAGAUUUUGUUGGGUAAGUGAUGAAAUUUUAAAAAUGGACAUCUGUUAGAGGGGCUUCUGCAGAAAUGUCAGAGUAAAACUAUUUGUAUCAGACGCUUUCCUAUGGGAAAACAUUGGAUUGGCUGAAAUCAUCAAUAUCUAUUAUCUCAGCCAAGGAGGUUGGGCCAGUUACAAAGAUGUUUGUGUUCUUAACGCUAUAGUGUUCCUUUAGAGAAACUCCUUCUUUGCCUAGUGUCUGUAAUUUUUCUAUAGACCACAACACUGGUUAUUCAGAGCUACAGCGUGUCUAACUUCCACCUUCUCAAUGAGCUAUUCUACAGCUCAUUCAGAAGCAUAGGGGAGUCGCGAUCAUGUGCGUGCUCUGGCAGUUUGAUCGCAGUGGUUUCUCCAGGAGACAUCUCUAGUGUAAGUCAGUGCUGGGGAAAAAGUGAACAGCUUCCAAAAGAUGCAGACAGAUCAUCUAUAUUUUCACAUAUACCUCUUAAAGAAAAACCUUGUUUGUUUUUGUUUUUGGAGAGUAUCCUUUUAAAGUUAGUCUCCGUUUGUCAGAUUUUGAAAAGUAUAGUUUAAAAAAAAAAAAAAAAAACAUAUUUCACUCCUUAUGUUCCAAAAAUGAAUUAAAAUCCUUGCCAUAUUGGACAUUUUAAUAAUCAGGACUAAUAAGUGAAUUUAUUUUGAGUAAUUUUUCUUUUUCUGUACUAGCUAUAUAGAACUAUGAACAAAACUGUGGUAAAAUGUGCUGUUGUGUUUUUGUAUUUUUUUGUCUUAAUUAGUGUUGUAGUGAGUGAUAAGUUAUGAAACAGAAUCUUUUGGUCGUGAAUCGGUAAAAUGUGAUUGUAAGGCUCCUUUUAAUGUUAACAAUUAUACUAGUUUUAAAUCUGAGUUUUGUGUUUCUAAAGACAACAGGUAUCUCUUCUUGCUCAAAGGCUAGGGGUUCCAGGAGUAACAGAGCCCAGCAGUCAAACACCGUCUGGUGCUGCCCAGGUAUGUAGUUUGUCUUAUCAAAAGACAACAAACUUCCAAGAGAACCACUUUUUGUUCUGCAGUGUAUUAUGUUUUUAUUUAUUUUUUAAUUUUGCAAUUUUAACCACUUUUAGGAGAGGAGCAGCAUUGACCCAACGCAGCCCCGCCCAAACCCUCCUCCAUUUGUUCAGGGAGGAAUCAGUAAGUAUUGUUUGGCUAAGUGUUUUUUGGCAAAAUACUUGUGCUAUGAAAGUUAGGGGUAUAUGUACUUUCUGAAGCUGCAUAAUGAGGUUUAGAUUUAAAUAGAACAUUUCAUGCGAAUCACAGACAGGAAAUCUAUUUUCUAAAUUAUCUCAAAUUGCCUCCUCCUUCCCCAUGUAGAUGAUGCAGAUCAACGUCAGUAUGAAGAGUGGCUAUUUCAUACACAGCAACUCCUGCAGAUGCAGCUUAAGGUGCUUGAAGAACAGAUUGGGGUGCACAGGAAGUCCAGGAAAGCUCUGUGCGCUAAGCAGAGGACCGCAAAGAAGGCAGGCCGUGAAUUCCCUGAGGCUGAUGCAGAGAAGCUGAAACUAGUCACAGAACAACAAAGCAAAAUCCAGAAACAGUUGGACCAGGUGUGUGAUGCCACUAAAAUGCCAAGGAAGCAUUUCCACCAAUUCGGAUUACUCGUCUAAAAAUGUUCUGUAAAUGACAAAAGAACAUUUGGUCAAUAAUCUAUAGUUCUAGCUGGCCACAUUUUAUGUUUUGAUCUUGGUGUUUCUGGUUAUAGAACAUAUUAUAUUGUUACUAUUAUACAUAUACUAUAAAAUAAAUCUAAAUCCUGUAAUUACUUUAGAUGGGAAGUAAAAAUUUUCAGUAACACAGUAUCUUCUAGGCCAUUUUUUUUGGGUGACCAUUUCAAUUGAACGUUUUGUGUGUGUGUGUGUAUAUAGAUAGAGAGAGAAAUAUUAGUAAUAGAAUUGGCUCAAUCUAUUUUAUGCUGUAAUUCCUUAUUUGGUUUUGUAUGCCAGGUAUUAUAAACUGUAUUUAUUUGAUUAUUUUUUUUUUUCCCCCAGGUCCGUAAGCAGCAAAAGGAACAUACAAACCUUAUGACGGAGUACCGUAAUAAACAGCAGCAGCAAACUUGUGGAGUUUUACCUGUCAGUCCAAACCAGAACUCGCGUGUUCUCACUAAAGCUCCUGGCCAGAUCCUUGCUGGGCACAGUAUGCAGCAAACUGGACCCAUACAGCACAACCAAUUAAUUGCACAGCCAGGUAACAUAAGAGGUCUUCAGCCAGGGGCACCCAUGCAAACACAACAAGGUGUAUCAUACACCAAGUCAAUUCAACAGCAAACUCAAGUGAGCAACCCUGCAAUUCCUGGGACCUCGAGUGGCUUUUAUCCAACUGCACCUGCUCUCCAUGGUCUCACACCAGAUCAAAGGAUGAUUCAAGAAAGACAACUCCAACAACAACGGUUGCAGCUAGCUCAAAAGCUUCAACAGCAGGGAUUCCAAAGCAAUCUUCCUCAAACGAUGUUGGCCAAGCAGCAUGGGCUCAUUGCAAACUCCCAAGGCUUGGUUGUACAGCAGGGCUCACCUCAACCACAACAAAUUGCUGGUCAUCCAUCAGGAGCUGUAUUACAGCAUCAUUCUAAUCAGCAAAGACAACUUUUAAUUUCUCAACAACAGAGGGUGCUUGGAUCACCACCAGUGGCUCAAACUCAAAAUAUCAUGGGACAAAGGCUACUUUUAUCACAGACACAGCAAAAUGUUAUCAGUCUUUCUCACAUGCAGCAGCAAUCUGGGUUAGGUCAGUCAGCAACAGCUUUGCCUCAGCAAUCCCUUGUUGGGCAAAUGACCCAAGGCGUGCCUGCUCCCCAACCAAACAUUCAUACUCAGCAAGGUCCAAUCUUGAGUGAUUCAAAUAUGUCAGAACGUUCACUGCUUCAAGAUGGUGCAGAAAGUCAAGUGCAACAAAAUGUUCUGCAACAAACAACUUGCAGUCCAGGUAGUCAAGAGUCUUCAGAUCAGUCAUCUCAAGAGCAAGUUAAUCACAUUUCUGCUGCCUCACUCACCCAAGAGCCAGAUCCACAACCUGCAGGAUCUGUGGAUGAUACUUUGCAACAAAACCAACCUCCGGAUCAACCACAGACUCAGUUUGGCAUAUCUAGUCCAAUGCAGUCAGUAAGGCAGCAACAUAAUGUUCUUUCAACUCAACAGCAAAGUGUGCAAAUGCUUGGCACACCAGUGAGGCCAGAGUCUGUCUCAAACACUCCUCAGCAUCAUCUUACUCAGGAGACCUUACAUCAUCCUCUCGCUGUGUCUCAAAGUAUGACUGGAGAUCAGCAAACAAGCAUAGUGCAAACGCAGCAGAUUGGGAGUCAUGGUCAAGUGUCUAUACAAGGAAAUGAACAAGACAAAAAUGUUGUUGGCCAACUGCCACAUCCAGUGGGACAACAGAGACCAGUUUUGAAUGUUCAACAAUCACAAAAUAUUGUUAAUUUCAUGGGACAAAACACUCCACUCAUGGCUCAAAUUAGAGCUCAGCUGCAGGGAAUCAUUGCAAAGAAUCCACACUUGCGACAUUUGACCCCACAACAGCAACAGCAAUUACAGACUAUUCUUAUUCAGAGGCACCAGCAAGCUCAGAACCAAGCUUUGAGACAAGCUUCUUAUCAAGAGUCAACUAUACAGUCUGCUUCUUCAAAUGCCUCUGUGAGUAGUGGGACAUCUGGAAGUCAAACAUCCACCAGAGGAGUUUUUCAAGUUCAGCAAACUGGGUCAGUUGCUACAGAUCCAGCUCAUUCAAGUUAUUCUGAAGAAACCUCUCAAAUGAAUGUACAGAAAGUACAAGAAAAUAUAGGAACACCACAAGCACCAGAUCCUGGUCAAACUUCAAUGCUGAAAUCUCCAGGAAUGACAAGAUAUUGUGCCACUCUAUCUCAGGAAAGUGUACCUGGUCAACAUCCUCAAAGCACUGCAAAUUUAAGACAAGUCCCACAACAACCUCCCCCACAGUACAGAAUGCCACAGGCUCAGUCACAGCAAGUAGUUCCAGGUCAUCAACCAUCCCAACAGUAUCAAAUACAACAGCAGGGACAACAGGUGCAACCACAUUCACAACAAUUGCAGCAGUUACAGCCACUUCAAAUGCAGCAAGUUCAGCAAACACAGAUGCAGUCCGUACAACCGCAGCAACAACAAACACAACCAUUACAGCCGCAUCAAAUGCAACAGCAAACACAACCUCAACAGCCACCACAGCUUCAACUUCAGCAGUCUCAACAAACACAUCAGAUGCAGCAGUUGCAACAAACACCGCAGCAAGUUCAACAACAUCAGAUGCAACAGUUACAGCAAACACCGCAGCAAGUUCAACAACUUCAGAUGCUGCAGCAAACACAGCAACAUCAAAUACUGCAGCAAACCCAAAUGCAACAACUACAGCUAGCACAGCAGCAUCAAUUGCAGCAACAGUUACCCCAAACGCAGCAGCAAAUUCAACCUCCGCAGCAAACGCAACAGCAGAUACUACAGCAAGCACAACAGCAACAGCAAUUAAUACAGCAAGCUUUGCAACAGCAGCAAAUGCUGCAGCAAGCUCAGCAACAGGUUCAGCAGCAGCAGGUCCUGCAGCAAGCUCAGCAACAGGUUCAGCAGCAGCAGGUCCUGCAGCAAGCUCAGCAACAGGUUCAGCAGCAGCAGGUCCUGCAGCAAGCUCAGCAACAGGUUCAGCAGCAGCAGGUCCUGCAGCAAGCUCAGCAACAGGUUCAGCAGCAGCAGGUCAUGCAGCAAGCUCAGCAACAGGUUCAGCAGCAGCAGGUCAUGCAGCAAGCUCAGCAACAGGUUCAGCAGCAGCAGGUCCUGCAGCAAGCUCAGCAACAGGUUCAGCAGCAGCAGGUCCUGCAGCAAGCUCAGCAACAGGUUCAGCAGCAGCAGGUCCUGCAGCAAGCUCAGCAACAGGUUCAGCAGCAGCAGGUCCUGCAGCAAGCUCAGCAACAGGUUCAGCAGCAGCAGGUCAUGCAGCAAGCUCAGCAACAGGUUCAGCAGCAGCAGGUCAUGCAGCAAGCUCAGCAACAGGUUCAGCAGCAGCAGGUCCUGCAGCAAGCUCAGCAACAGGUUCAGCAGCAGCAGGUCCUGCAGCAAGCUCAGCAACAGGUUCAGCAGCAGCAGGUCCUGCAGCAAGCUCAGCAACAGGUCCAGCAGCAGCAGGUCCUGCAGCAAGCUCCGCAACAGGUCCAGCAACAGCAGGUCCUGCAGCAAGCUCAGCAACAGGUCCUGCAGCAAGCUCAGCAACAGGUCCAGCAGCAGCAGAUCCUGCAGCAAGCUCAGCAGCAGCUCCUUCAACAACCACAGCAGCAAGUUCAACAGCAGCAACAUAUCCUGCAACAGCAGCAAAUGCUACAGCAGUCACAGCAGCAAGCCCAGCAGCAACAACUAUUACAUCAGCAUGUUCUGCUUCAGUCACAGCAGUCUCAACAGAUUUCGCUACAGUCGCAGCAAGGCAAACCGAUAUCACUACAGUCACAGUCGCAAGUCCAACAGCAGCUGAUGUCGCAACAGUCACAGCAGCAGGGACAACAAAUUUCACUACAGCCACAGCAGCAAGGUCAACAAAUAUCACUAGAAUCACCGCAACAAGUUCAACAGCAGCUUAUGUCACAACAGACACAGCAGCAAGCGCAACAGAUAUCGCUACAGUCACAACAGCAAAAGCAACAGAUGUCACAGCAGCAACUACAACAGCAAGUGCAACAACAGAUGUCCCAGCAGCAACUGCAACAGUCUCAACAAGUGCAACUGCAGCAGGUUCAACAGAUGCCGCAACAAACACAGCAGCAAGCCCAGCAGUUACUUCAGCAAUCGCAGCAGCAAAAGAUACUGCAGCAAGUGCAACAGCAGCAUAUACUGCAACAACAAGUACAUCAUCAUCAGUUGCAGCAAAAACAGCAGCAGUUGCAUCAGACCCAACAGCAGCUACAACAAACACAACAAAUGCAACAGCAGAUUCUUCAACAAACACAGGUACAGCAGCAGAUGCAAUUGCAGCAAAUGCGGGUCCAGCAGCUAGAAAAUGUACAGCAGCAGGAAAUGAAUAGCUCACCAUCUCUACAUAAGUUACCACAGACAACUGAGCCAGUACAGCAGCAAGUUGGUCAAACACUACAAAGUGACCAAAUGCAAGACCUGAACCAAUUACAAGAACAGAAGCAAGCUGAGCAAAUGUUGAACAUGGAGCAAAUUCAAAAUCCAGAGCAGCAAACACAACCUUCUCAGAUGCAUCAGGUGCAGCAACAGUCAUUGCAAGUACAUCAAAUUGCACAGAUGAAAUCUCAACAACAUUUGCAACAAAUGCAUUCACAGCAAACUCAGCAGUCCUCCCUUUUGCAGCAAGGUUCACAGGCUCAGUCUGUGCAGCAAGGCUUACAGAAGCCUGUUCAGUCACAACAGAUUCAACAAAUGUACCAAAUACAAUCACUGCAGAAACAAAUGCAAACUAAACCACCACAGACAUUACAGCAAUUACAACAGCACAUUCAGCAGCCUCCACAAUUGCAGCAUCAAAGCAAAACACAGAUGCAAUUGCAGCAGCUGCAAUCCAUGCAAUCACCACAACACCAGAUGCCACAACAAGUUCCCUCACAAACUGCACAAUUGCAGCAGCAAAUGGGGAAUACACAAAUCCAGAUGCAACAAUUACAUUUGAAGCAUCAGCAACAAAUACAGAUACAUCUUCAGCAGCUUAACCAAGCAAAGCCACAAAAUCCACAGCAGCAACGUCCUCCACAAAUGCAACAACCAUCACAACUGCAAGCCCAGCAAUCUAAUCUUGUUCAACCACAACAGUUGAAGCAAAGUCAGAUGCUGCAACAAAAGCAAAUACAGCAGCUUCAGCCCCAUCAAAUUCAGCAAGUUCAACAAAUUCUGCAUUUGAAGCAGCAGAUAAUGUUGCAGCCACCUGAGAAACAGUUGCAGUUGCAGCAACAACUACAAUUGCAGUUGCAUCAGUUUCGGCAACAGGCACAAAUGCAUUUUGAAAACCCUCACGCUCUAAAGAAAGAGCCACCAGAGCCCACUGCUAUAGAUUCUGGACCUGCGGAAACAUCCCAGCAACAAGGUCAGAAUAGGUCCCCAAGUGAGCAUCUUAAGGGAUCAGAGUCAAAGAGUGAAUUUGUCAUGGCCAAAGCCAGUCCCAGUAACCAGUCCCCAAAUUCUGACAGUCAAAACCCAGAUUUGUCAUCCUCUAUAGCUGGUUCUACAAUCCCAGCUGGCUCUGGUGUCCAAUAUUCCCAUACACUUAAUGCAAAACAAACAGAACCUUUGACUUCUCCUUUCUCUGCUGGGCAGUCUAAACAGGAGGAAGCAGCUAGUGAGAUUGGUAAGAAGUAUGAACCUACAGAGAAGACAGACUCUGGAUUAGAUAAAUCAUCUCCCAAAGAGGGAAAAAUGGCAGACCGUCACAUAGAACAAGAAAAUCAAAUGGACACCUCAUCUGCCCCAACAGCACCUGUAGAAAAUGGGAACAGGACUGGAUUGUCCAUGCCUCUUAAACAAGAGUUAAUUGAGGACGGAAUGUCCUGUAUUCAGGACAUCAAGAAUGAGGCAAAUGGCGACCUGGCAACUAUUGAGGCUAAAGCAGAAGCUGGUCACCUUCUUCUACAGAAACUGCUGCGUGCCAAGACUGUGCAGCUUGCUUCUCAGCGCUGUUCUGAUAGUCUCCACACAGAUAUAAAUGGCCAUAUUGACAACAAACUGAGUGUUCUUGAACAGAAAUUGCAGACUGUCCCUAGAAAUAAGGAGGUAGGCUUUUUUUUAAUUCACUGAUUUAUUUUCUCUUGUGAACAUUUUUUUUUUUCUGAUGGCAAAUGUAUUUAACCCUUUAUUUAAAACACCCAAUAAAUAUAUAUUUGUGCACUAUAUUUACACAAUGUCUAGGUAAACAAAGGGUGAAAAAUAUACUUUUUAAAAAAAAAAUUUUUUUUUUUUUCUGUUUGCAGGAAAAUUCAUCAAAGAAAAAUUUACCAAAACCAAAAAGGACACAAAAGGCAAAUGAGAAAGUACAAAAUUCACGCAAAAAGAUUCGUCGAGAGGACAGUCUAAAAUCUCCAGAUGCCAUUGUGAAGCAGCUGAAGCAGGUAACUCUCUGGCCAAAUGCUUCACUGUUGUCAUUGUCUUGCAUGUACAUGCCAAGCAAAAAGUGACAGCACUGCAACAUCGUCUAAUGAUAGCAAGGUUCAUUUUGUUUGUAAAAGGUAUUGGUAUAGUUUUGCAUAUUUAAUGUAUAAUCUGUUUAUCUGUGUGAAUAUGUAUGUUUUUGGUUUCAUACGUGUAACUUUUUCCAUUCUCUUAUCCGCAGGAACUAUCAUUGUUGCCGUUGGUUGAACCUUCAAUCACGGCUAAUUUCAGCCUGUUUUCACCAUUUGGGAGUGGUAGUCCCAUUAAUGGAAAAAGCCCCCUUAAAGGGUCUUUUGGCAGUGGCGCUUUGGAGAGCAUUCCUGACUAUUAUACACAGCUGCUCAGCAAGGUGGGUGGCAUAUUAUAUAACCCUUUCGAGCAGGUGUUCUCAACCCAGUUCUCAAGGACCCGCUACCAGUCCAGGAUUUAGGGAUUACCUGGGUGUCUCUAAGGGGUUUAGAAAAAGAAAAAAACACCUUAGACACACCCAGGUACUCCCUAAAUCCUGGAUUGGUAGGGGGCCCUUGAGGACUGGUUUGAGAGCACCUGCUUUAGAGGUACAUGUGCAUUUAACAUAAGGCAUGUAAAUUUAAAGUAAAACUUUCUCUAAUAACUAUUGUAAUUUUUACAGAACAAUCUCAGUAAUCCUCCUACACCUCCUUCCUCACUGCCUCCUACGCCACCUCCCUCUGUUCAGCAGAAAAUGAUGAAUGGGGUGACCACAGCAGAGGAUCUGAAUGACUCCAAGAAAGAAGCUGAGAGCAGCUCAGAUGCAGAAGUUAAAAAAGGUGAGCCAAAAUGUUUAUAUACACUGUUUGCACCUUAAGCAUCACAUCCAGCCCAGAUACAAAGUGCAUGCAAGCCUCUGCAUGAGAGACUUAAAGGGACACUUCACUUCAUAAUACAAAAAAACACAACUGUUUAGUGGAUAUACCACCAACGAAAACAUGCAUGUAUUUAAGUAUGCAUUUUUUAAUUGGGGAUAUGUCUAAAACAGCUGUAGAGUUCUCCUCUCCUAAUCCAGCCCAGGCAUUCCGUCGCUGUCCAAUUAGACUUCCCAAUGCAGCUCAAUGAGAAAUCUUUGCAAUACAGGUAUUCUGGAUAAUUGUUGCCUCUUGAGUUUAGCUCCACUUACCUAAACAAUCAGGAAGUAACAGGAUCUGUUGUGGGAUUAUCAGCCAGGGAGGUGUAACAAGGAUACUUUAGAAAAGCUCCAGUUUGUUUUAAAGUAUGCACUCGUUAAUUGAAAAAAGAAGAGGAUACACCCCUGACCCAUAAAGCACUUCAGAAAGCUGAAGUGCUUCUAGUGUCUGACGUGUCCCUUUUUAUAACCCAGAAAGUAUUGAUUUCUACACUGACCAUUGUUGUAGUACGUGACAAGUACUUGUAUAUCUCAAACGUUAUACUUUGACUUGCACUAUCUGCUCUGUUGAGUGAUGCUAGCUUCAUAAGUGAAAGCAUUUAAAAAAAAAAAAAUUAAAAAAAAAAUUCAAUCCAUUUGGCUAGCUUAUGCAUAUUAAUGUUUGGUUUGGCUAAAUAUGCAUUUUGACUGUAGCAUUAACCCCUUAACGCCGUUACGGCGUUCUAUGCCGUCGCGGCUUUAAAGGGCUUUAAAGCCGUUGCGGCGGCAUAGAACGCCGUAACGGCUUAAGCCUCCAGGGGAUCGCAGCUACUUACCUCCGCUGCGAUCCUCUUCUGGAGGGCUGCUUGACAGCCCAGGCAGCCCUCCUCCGGCGAAUCAGGGGCCCCUAUAGCAGGCUGUGGAUCUGCCAGCAGGGGGACUGUCUAAAAUAUCACAGUCCCCCUGCUGGUGGGAAAUGAAAAAAUAAAUAAAAUAAACAUGUGUAAAAAUAAAUGAGAUAUAUAGAUAUAUACAUAUUAUAUAUAACGUCAUACGUUGUGUAUUUUAAUACGAAUAUUAGUAUAUAUUACUAUUAAAAUACACUUAGAAUGACUUUUUAUAUAUAUAUUAUAUAAUAGAUAUAUACACAUAUAUGUAUAAUUACAUUAAUAAAUAAAUGAAAAAAUAAAUUAAAAUAUUGAAACAAAUUCUAUUAAUAUUAUAUAUUCAUAUGUAAUUUCAUUCUAACUGUAUUUUAUUAGUGUGUGUGUGUAUAUAUAUAUAUAUAUAUAUAUAUAUAUAUAUGUAACAAAAUACACUUAGAUAUAUAAAGAAUGUCAUUCUAUCUAUAUAUAAAAUACAAAUAACCGCAUAUAUAAUUACAUAAAAGAUUACAUUAGUAUACACGUAGAAUUUAAAUACCUAUAAAUGCAUAUAUAUUAAAAUUUUACGUGUAUAUUUAAGUAAUCUUAACAUAAUUAUGUGAUUUGAUUAAUUAAAAUUUGAUUGACAUGCCUGACAACACAGGGAGAAAGUGCAAAGAAUUUAAUUCGCAUGCACUAUAUUUGACCCUGUAACUCUCCAAGACCCCAUAAAAACAUAGGGGGUACUGUUUUACCCGGGAGACUUCGCUGAACUCAAAUAUUAGUGUUUCAAACUGGUACAUUGUAUUACAACGAUGAUAUUUUAAGUAAAAGUGAAGUUUUUUGCAUUUUUUACAAACAAACGGCACUUUUAUGGACUAUAUUGUUGUUGUAAUAUGUUUUACUGUUUUAAAACGCUAAUGUUUGUGUUUAGUGAAGUCUCCCGAGAAUAACAAUACCCCCCAUGUACAGGUUUUAUUGUGUUUUGGAAAGUUAGAGAGUCACAUAUAAGGCUUGCAUUUCAUUUUUUUGACAUUGAAAUUUGCUUGAUUGGUUAUGUUGCCAUUGAGAGCGUAUGGUAGCCCAGGAAUAAGAAUUACCCCCAUGAUGGCAUACCAUUUGCAAAAGUAGACAACCCAAGGUAUUGCAAAUGGGGUAUGUCUAGUCAUUUUUAGUAGCCACUUAGUCACAAACACUGGCCAAAUAUUAGUUUUUUGCUUUUUUCACACAAAAACAAAUAUGAACGCUAACUUUGGCCAGUGUUUGUGACUAAGUGGCUACUAAAAAAGACUAAACAUACCCCACGUUCAAUACCUUAGGUUGUCUACUUUUCAAAUGGUAUGCAAUUAUGGGGGUAAUUCUCAUUCCUGGGCUACCACACCGUCUCAAAGGUAACAUUACUAAUGUGGCAAAUUUAAAUUUGAAAAUGGAACGUUCUAUAUUUGACCCUGUAACUUUCCAAAACACCAUAAAAACUGUUAAUGGGGGGUACUGUUGUACUCGUGAGACAUCGCUGAUUACAAAUAUGUGCAUAUUUUUGCAGUAAUACCUAACAGUAUUAUGACAUUAACAGCUAAAAUGUCAGACGGAAAUACAAAUUUAAAAAAAAAUCUUAUUUUCUAAAAAGAAUAAUAAUUUUAUUCAUAAUAAAUGAUGUUCCAUAUAUGAAUAAUGAUAAAUUAAAGCCCUGUUUCUCCUGAACAAAAUUAUAUAUAAUAAGUGUGGGUGCACUUAAUGUGACAGCGGUGAAUUACGGGUGAACAGACAUAUAGUCAAAUUCCAGUUUUUGUUUACGUUUUGUUUUGAUCAGAACGUGUACUAUUGACUCCGUCCUGAAGGGGUUAAAGAAAAACCUUGUUUAGAGAUGUACAAUUAAAUAAGCUUAUCCUGCAUUCCUGAAUUGGAUAUUUCUGCUCUCUGUAGAUUAUAAUUUAAUAUAUAGCUGGUGAUAGGGAUGAGGGUUAUUGUUUCUGGUGGCACAUUGGCACACACAGAGUGUGCUCUUUUGUAAACUUUCCCUGCUCAACAACACUCUGCAUAUGCAUGUUACAUAUGUCACCUCUGACAUAACCUUUUUGACAUCAACUAGUAAAGAGUUCUGACUGAAAACUAAAGCAGGAGCUAUAGAAAAUGGCAACUGACUUCCUUUUGGUUUAACCCCUUAAGGAACAAACUUCUGGAAUAAAAGGUAAUCAUGAAAUGUCACACAUGUCAUGUGUCCUUAAGGGGUUAAUGAUUCCUCUUUAAGAAAAACUGUCCUGAUCUCCUGUGGGUUGCUGCUAGUCUUUUAAUAGCUCAGCAUUUUACACAUUUAGUUUAAUUGGACAAAUGUGGAGUUUAGAUUGACUAAUCAUAUAUAAGUUUUUAUAUCUAUUGAACCAGUCUUGCAAAGCAAGAUGUCCUGCUCUUGACCAAAUAUAAUGUAUAGCAUCUGAACAUCAUACAGUUAGACGGCAUAACAUUUCUUAAAAUGCAUAUAUUCUCCAAAAUCAUUCUCUCUGAUUGUAUGCUUAUAUAAUGUUGAAAUAUUUACUGGUAAAUCUUUAGCUAUGGUAAAUCAACAUCUGAUUAUAUUCUGUUUUUUUUCAGUAGAACGUAGUUUGGACCUAUUGGCUGCCCUACCUACACCACCACACAACCAAAGCGAGGAUGUUAGGUAAGUGGCUCUUGUAUAUUAAAGCAACAAUCUAGUUUGUAAGGUAUAAAAAAUGUGUUCCUGACAUUAGUUUUAAAAGCACUGUUUAGGUGUCCACUCCCUCUCCUGUCUUUUAAAACGUGACUUACUUCUCGUCAUAACUGGCUCAGAACAGCUCCACCUCCUUGGCUGGCAUCAUCAAAUUUGACUGUCUCCGCUAAUAAAAUGAUUUUUCAUAAGUAAGCAUUGGAAGGCUUUUGCGCAAGCAUGGCAAAACGCUGCGCAAAUCAACAUCUUCUCUUAGGGAUGCAAUGAUUCAUGCAUCUUUAUAGGAGCGUUCAGGUAGUGCAUGCAUUCAUGUUCAAGUUGUUGAACAUGAAUGCUGCACAUUUAGCAGGACUUGCCUAGGAAGCAUCUCUAGUCGCCGUCUGCUGCCUAGGAACACCUCAAAAUCACUCAAAAUUGUAGUUUUUACAUUAAAAAGCCUGCAUGGACAGGCUGUAGACACCAGAUCAACAUUAAACUGUAGUUGUUCUGAUGAUGAAAGUGUCACUUUAUUGACUAUUUCAGGGUCCGUCUAAGUAGAAUAACUACAUAUUAAUCUAGUUAUUAUGGUUCUAAUGGACGGGACACAACAUCCCCUGCUUCUACGUUAAGCCUUUUUGUUUUUUUGCAGUUUGACUAAAACCAGGGGUGCAAGUCAACUGCAGCCCAACAUCCCAUUUGCCUAUUGCAAAUGCAGAAGUGGAACCUCCGAAAAGGGUCUCUAAUAUUCAGACAAAUUUGAUAGACUGUGAGGGUGGGUGUGGAAGUUCCAUUUAUCCUGGAGAAUAAAUGCAUACUGUCCUUAUGGUGUCAAAGUAUGCUACUAUUUUAGAUUUUAAACUGGAUCUUGAAUCAUCCUGAAACCAUGGUAUAAAUGAAGCCAUUUAUACCAUGAAAAAGAGAAAGAUGUCUCAUAAUGCGAGUCAUUUUUUGAUACAGGUUCCACCUUCUAAUUAAAUAUUACCUUUUAUGAAUAUUAUGCUUAACUUGAAUUUAACGAUUCUUGUUGCAGAAUGGAGAGUGAUGAGGAGAGUGACUCUACUGACAGUAUUGUUCCAGCCUCCUCCCCAGAAAGUGUUGUUGGAGAGGACACACAGCGUUUCCCUUCUCUGUGCGAUGUCAAGGAAGAGCAAGAGGAGCGAGCUUUGUCUCCUGUCAUUCCACUAAUACCUCGUUGUGCCAUACCAGGUAAAUGGCAAUGGUACUUCCUGUUAUUUGUUUACACAGGCAUAACUAACGUCUUUGUUCUCUUGUAUAACGUAUAUGUGCUAUCGGUGAUAGUUAUUGGUGAUUUCAAUAGGAACAUUUUUUUUUUAUCUGAAUUUUAUAAUGUGGAAGCUUUUUUCGACUCUUAUAUGCUGAUGUCAAUUCUUUUCAAGUGUUUCCAGAUGCAAAGCCAGUAGAUAUUUUGCCUGUUCCGUCGGAGCAUGCUGAAAAGGGACUUGUGAAUGCUGCAGGAACUGUGGCCUGGGAGAAAUCCAAAAGCAGUGAAGUCUCGGUCAUGCUCACAUUGUCCACAGCUGCUGCCAAGGUAAGUAAUUCUAUUACUCUGCUAAACCUUUUUGUUAUCCCUUUCAACAGUUAAUUUUUCAUGUCUCUCUUGUCUACCCACCUUUAGAACAUGAAUGGCGUAGUAGCUGCUGUAGCAGGUUUGCUUAGCAUCAAGCUUCCGAACUCUUAUGAGGUUUUAUUCCCAGACACUGGUCUCAAAAAUAGCAUCGACAUAAAAAGUCCCGUAGAACCUUCCACAGAUGGUAAGUGGAACAUUCGUUUCCCUGUUUUAAACAAAUCUAAAAUCUGAAUGUUAUUUUGACAAGUUGAUAAAAACUGAAUAGACAGAAGUUGCAUUUUUACUUGUUGUAAACAAGUUGAGUGAUUUGUAGGGUUGGGAACGAAGGCUACCUUUUUUUUUUUUUCAGUUCAGGGAUUAAAAAGUUAAAGCCGCUUUAACUUCAUAAACUUUAUUGUUUUCUGUAGUACUGUAAAAGACUGUGUACAGUAACUUAAGACCUGACAAAUAUGUGCUAUUUUCAGUCAGUGAUGAAACGAUCACAAUCAUAUGAUUUAUGUUUUAUUGUAACAAGAUUGAUUAUAGCACUUAAAUGAUCAUUUUAUAAUUGUGCAGCGCCAAAAUAGACAAAUAAUGAACACAGCUGAUACAAAAGGAAAAAAGAUCUGGUCUUCUCAGUCAAUUAGUGUGUUUUUUUUGUUUAUAUUAUAGGUGUAAAUGUGGAGAAGGACAGGUCUCAAGUUGGAAAGUUGGAUAAUAACACUGACUGGUUGAAACAACUUGAUGCAGUCCUUCCUGGAUACACGCUAAAGAAUGAACUAGACAUUCUAACUCUUCUUGCCCAGGUAUGUAUUCAAUUCCUUAUUAACCUAGCCAGGGUACACAUUGCAAACUAGGAGUAAAAAUAGAAUCAUUGUUUCAAUUCGCCUUUUCUCUGUUAAGCUCUUUCUGUACGGAGUUCCAAUAGUGUGUAGGUUGGUGCCAGGGCUAUUGUUGUGCAAACUGUAGUGGUUAUGGCAUGUAGUACUUGGAGUGUCCCUUGAUUAUGUUAGUACUCGGUUCAUUUUAUUUAGAAGAUGCAUUACUUUCACAAUGAAGCUACGCAGGUAUAGCGUUAAAGCAUUUCAUAAAGUACUUCUGCUUCUAGGACAAUUGUUUAGCCUUGCCCUUCCAGCUUUAGGUGGCUCAGCUGAAAGACAGGAAUUAUAGUCCAUGAUCAGGUUGGAAGCACAGGUUUAACAACCCGGUCGUAAAAUGUUCAAAUGCUGAUUCCACUAUCCUACAAUCUGUUUGUUUGGUGAGGGGAGGGUAUGAUGUUUUGUUACUUAUACACAAUUUAUUAUUUAAUUAUUUUCUGUUUUUACUACAUUUCUUUCAGGAGGAAAAAGUGGUUGAGAAGGCUGUGCUCCAUUCUUAUGUCAAUAAUGUUGCCAAUCUUGAUGUUCGCCAGCUUCCAGUGUUACCUGAAGAAAGCUCUCCUCCUCCUUCUCCAUUUGCCCCCUCACCAGCUAGUCCAGUGGAAGUUCCUGCUGCAGAACCGGAUCCACCUGCAGCUCCUAUUGCACCAUCCCCUCCACCACCACCACCACCCCCGCCGCCACCACUGCCACCACCACCACCCCAGUCUCCUGAUAGAGAAGAAUCAGAUGAUAUCGCCAGAAUGAAGCAGCGUGUCCGCUCCUUUGAAGAUGACCUGGAAGAACCACGGCUACGUGUAAAAAAAUGGAAAGGUGUUCGCUGGAAGAGGCUGCAUAUACUUAUCACCUUUCAAAAAAUUCGAUCACGUCACUGUGAGAAAGAAGUUUGUGAGGUGAUUGAGAGAUUGGGGACCACUCUGAGGCCUGAUACAUUACCUCCAGACUUGCGUAAAUGCUGCUUCUGUCAUGAGGAAGGUGAUGGUGCAACUGAUGGACCAGCUCGACUUCUCAACUUGGACCUUGAUCUCUGGGUACAUCUUAAUUGUGCUUUGUGGUCAACGGAGGUGUAUGAGACACAAGGUGGUGCGCUAAUCAAUGUGGAGGUGGCAUUACAUCGAGGAUUGCUCACAAAGUGUUCUCUAUGCCAGAAAACAGGAGCCACAAAUAGCUGCAACCGUCUGCGUUGUCCCAAUGUCUAUCACUUUGCCUGUGCCAUCCGUGCCAAGUGUAUGUUCUUUAAAGACAAAACCAUGUUGUGCCCAAUGCACAAGCUCAAGGGACCGUGUGAGCAGGAACUGAGCUGCUUUACUGUCUUCCGAAGGGUAUAUAUAGAAAGAGAUGAAGUUAGUCAGAUUGCCAGUAUCAUACAACGAGGGGAACGCAUCCAUAUGUUCAGAGUUGGGGGAUUGGUUUUUCAUGCCAUUGGCCAGCUGCUUCCCCAUCAAAUGCAAGACUUCCAUAGUGUGACUGCUCUCUACCCUGUGGGAUAUGAGGCCACACGUAUCUACUGGAGCAUGCGCCACAGUCACCGACGGUGCUCUUAUCGUUGCAGAGUAUGUGACAACAAUGGGCAGCCAGAAUUCAGUGUUCAAGUAAUUGAAUAUGGCUAUGAAGAUGUAAUUCUGACAGAUUCCUCCCCACAAGGUAUGUCUUAUUGAUGCAGGGAUUUAUAUUUUUGUUGAUAAUGAUUUAUGAGAACAUGGAUGAAUUGAUAAUACUGCUUUAUGUUAAAAGAAAGCAAAACAAGGCGGUAUUAUUGGAAUUCUGCCUGGGGAAAAAAGGGAGAACACCAAUAAGGUAAAAAGAUUUGAAACCAUUAUAAAAGGAAGUAUGAAGACAGCCGACAUACUAAUUCAUCAGAAGUAUGCUACAAUGUGACAGUUUUUCUUAUACUGUAUUACUCAGUAGAAUUUAAAGGGACAAUCACUAAAACAACUUGAGCUAAAUGAAGCAGUUUUGGUGUAUAGAUCAUGCUCCUGCAGUAUUACGGCUCAAUUUUCCGCUAUUUAGGAAUUAAUUAACUUUGUCUAUACAGCCCCAGUCACACCUUCCUGUGAUUUGCACAGCAUUCCUAAACACUUCCUGUAAAGUUAGAUCUAAUGUUGAAUGUUCUUUUUAAUUUACAAUUUUGUAUCUACUGCUCUGUUAAAAGCUUGCUAGACCUUGCAGGAGCCUCCUGUGUGCGAUUAAAGUUCAAUUUACAGAGCAGGAGAUAAAAACCUCUGAAGUAGGUUAACAUCUAAAUGAAACAAUUUUUGUUUUUCCCAUGCAGGCUGUAUCAGUCACAGACAGUAGAGGUGUGGCUAGAGCUGCAUAAAAAGAAAUAAGUUAUUUAACUCGUAAAUUACAUAGAAUUGAGCAGUGGGACUUCAGCGACAUGAUCUAUAUAUCAAAACUGCUUCAUUAAGCCUCAAGUUGUUUUGGUGACUAUAGCAUCCCUUUAAAUGUGAAUUGUAUCUCAAUUAUUUUUUACAUUAUAUAAAUUUGCAUAAACAAAUAUGAUAUAAAAUAUCCACAUUUGAAGUUGCUGCUUAUGAGCAGGGUCAACCCACAGCAGUGUAAAGCUGCAUAUUUAUCAUAACCGUGUUUAAAAGGGAGGAACUGACUAGCAGGUUUCAAAGUUCUUUUAGCACCUCCUCUGUUCUGCACAGAGCAGGGUUUUCAUGACUUGUAGCUAUCUUCCUUCUACUUGGGAAGGACAUUAGCUGAACUACAAUUUUCUGAUCAUUUUGGUAUGAUUGCAAGCACUACCACUGUCUAACUCCGUUCACAAACCAAAAAGAAAGCAUUUUUAUCGAGUCGCACAGUGAAAACUUGAAUUUGCAUAUAAAGAUACCUUAUGUUAAUAUGAAUACGCGGUGAAUAGAGUAAGGAGCACAACCAUAAAUCUUUAUAUAUAUGAAAAAAUCUUUAUUAAAUGGGUAUAUACUAUAGGACUGUCUCUUUAAAUAUUAUCCACAGAGGUACAAAGUCAUGCUAUUCAAAAGCAUUUACCAGAAAAGCAGUGAUAUAGGCAAAUAUAAACGCUCAAUGCGUAAUAAAUGAAUGAAAUAUCAUGCAAACAGUCCACUAUAAUACUAGUAUAAUGAAAACCCAGACAUAUAAAAAAAAUUCAGCAAACAAUACCAAAUUCAGUGAGAAGUAGGGACAGAGUCAAUUAAAAAAAAAAAAAAAAAAAACGUUUCGGCUGAAAAGCCUUUGUCAAGGGAGCAUAUAUGAAUACGCGGUCCAGGAGACAUAAGUGACAGGGAGAUCACUUUAUGAUCCUUGUAAACCCUUGUUGAUCUUAGCAGACAAGAGAAACACGCACUGAGCAAUAUUGAAGGCAAAACAUGGCCUGGCUGUAGACUGCAUGCUUGACAGUUGCCGCCUAUGUUGUUGCUUUUUUGAAUGGGUAGCAGUGGUCAAAAGAGCGGAAUAUUGGAAAGACUGAUUUCAAGAGGAAAUCCAUGUUACAGGUAUUUUCAGACAACCUUCAAUAUGAGAUAUUAAAGAAGAGGUAACCUAAGCUGAAAAAAAGUUUAAGCUUUUUAAUAAAUGCGAGAAAUACUGACAGUUUUCCUUUAAAUUGUGAGGAGAUUGUGGUGAAAUACUGGUUACAAAAAUAAUUUAUUUUGUAAAAUUUUAAAAUAGUUCCCAAGUAUAGGAAUACUAAGACUAUAAUGCACAAUAGUACUCACUUAUAAAAAGAUCAAACAUUCAAAUUCAUGAUUAGAAAAUGAUAAUGCUAAAGUGAUAAAAAAAUAAUACUAAUAAUAUAACAAAUAGUAGUGGAUGUAGUAUAAAAUAAACUGGUUUCAAACAAGCUAUCCUAAUAUCUGAUUUUCAGUAAUGGAUCGCAAUGUUGCUAGUACACCACUAGAUGUCACUCAAUAGUAGUGUAAUGUUCUUUGAGAGAUUUCUACCUAGUAGCCUAAGUUCUGCAAGAAAUAAAGUUCCCAAUUUAGAUGCAGAGUAAUUCCUAAGGAUGUAGUGUGCAUAGAAAUCCAAUAAGGAAAUAACUGGGGCAACAGGGAAGGUGCAUGUGCCGGUUGGUCCCUGUUUCCUUGAUACAUUGUGAUAUUUCUGGUAUUGACCUUCGAUUUGUUCUUGACACUGACUUUCUCUGUAACCCUUUCCUGACUUGUUUACACGUUUCUUUGAUAUCUCUAAUAUCCUGACCUAAGCUUGUAUUUGACCACAUUUCCGUUCUAUAUUAUGUUAAAGGGACACUCCACUGCCCCCCAUACAAAAAAAAUUAAAACCACUGUUGGGUAGAUAUACCCCAAAUGAAAACUUGCAUGCAUUUAAUUGUCUUAUUUUAAACUGGAGUUGUAUCUAAAAACAGCUUGCAAAAAUGUCAGAGCUCUUAUCUGCUGCCUUUACAAGCCCUCCCCUUCUGACCCUGCCCAGACUUUCUAACUGUCCAAUCACAGACUUGACAAUGCAGCUAAGUGAGAAGUCUAUGCAAAUCAGCCGUUCUGGGCAAUUUCUGCCUCAUGCGUUCAGUGCAAAUAAGCUAACCAAACCAGGAAGUAACAUGACCUAUUGUCUGCUUGAAAAGCCAGGAGGAUGUACUCGGGGUUUGACAAAUUUCAGGCUUCAGGUCGCCAUGAUGUCUGGGAUUUGUGAGCCCGUUCGCUCCGAGGCUGGUUUUUCAGUUUUAUUUAAUAAUGUAAAUUCCUACGUGAUUAUGCCCUUUUAAAAGGGGCUUUAAAUUAAAAUUAGGUUACUCACAAGGAGGUAACCAUUUCAGAUUUUUAUAUUUAUAUAGCGCCAACAAAUUCCAUAGCGCUUUACAUUGGGUGGACUAACAAAUAUGUAAUUGUAACCAGACAAUUUUGAUGCACAUAAACAGAGGGGUUGAGAGCCCUGCUCAAUGAGCUUUUACAUGCUAGAGCGAGUGGGGUAUAGUGACACAAGGUAAGGGAAGUAUUAGGGAAUUAGAUUGGUGGAAUAGUAUUUAAUAAAGACUUAGUGUGAAUUAUUAUUAUUAUUUUUUUUGGAGCCAUUAACAGUUUAACUGAAAUGCUUUUGUGAAAAUUUUUUUUUUUUUUUUUUAAUUCUUUAUUUUUGCAGUGUAUUUUCAUAUAACAGUCACAUAUGAAGGUACCCCAAUGGCAAUCCUUCAAUCCAUUAUGGUCGUUAUUAAUAUAGAGAUACAUGGUGGCACUAUUUUAUAUUUAUGAGUAUUUUGAACAGGUAUAUCUCAAGAACACCUAAGUAACAACAAGGUACAUUAAUCUCAGGUAAAACUAGAACGAUUAUUGCUGCAUAGGAUAUACAAGUUUAAGCUAAACGGUUGAUUACAGUACAUUUACAGCAGGCGCUCACUUGUGUGGUAAAGUAGCGGAGACUCCUGAUGAUUGUGUGUUCAGGUUGUGUGGUCAGUAAUAGUUAUUCCGAUGUGUGCAUCUGUGUAAGCUUUAAUAUGAUACAUGCUUAUGUGUUGCGAGUGUAUAUGAGGAGAGGUAUACGUGAAAAUUGCCAGGCAGGCGGGUAUGGCCCCGUUAAGUGAGUGAGUGGUCGCCUUCUCUGAGCGUGUGAGUGGUAUGUGCAGUAAGGCUUUACACGUGUAUUAAGACUUCCGUAAGAUUGCAACUAAAUGGAGUCAGACCAGCUUUAAGUUUUCCGUUAAAGUCCCACGUUGUUGGUGAGUCUCUGGUUAAAGGGUUGCGGUGUGGCAUAAACAGCUUCUCUUGUAGCAGAGAUUUUGGAUAUGAACCUCCGUGAGUCCCGACAAGUGUCUUCAUUAUCAGCCUAUGCUCUGCACCGGGAGAGAUGGUAGGGAUGUUUGGCAUUCCUGCUGAGGUACGAGUGGGUGUAGCGUCGCUGGUUCCGACGGCUGGCUUAUCCAGCCGCCGGUGUGAAGGCCUGCUUUGCUGUUGCCGGCUGUUGGAGUCACCUUCUGGUUCUCUUGGGCUUCCGGUGACAUCAGGUGAGUUUGGAGCCAUGAGGGGUGCUUUCCUGUUAAUCGCAUUGUGGGUCUCUGCUUCAUUCCGUGUCUAUGAGGAGCUUGAGAGCCCUGUCGGGGUGAUAUUUUUGCGUGGUUCGGUCUUGCCUUCUGGCGUGCAGGCGUUGGGGGCCUCCUUUUGUUUUUUCGCCCGUGUGGCUGUGGCGGGUAUGUGCGCGUUCUCCGAGGGGCAAGUGCGCUGGAUCUGUGGUCUGCCGCUCUGUUAGCCAGUUUCUCCCAGAAGGCAUCUAAUAGGGCGUCGAGUUUGGUUUGUAUUCGUUGCCUUUCUGUAUGGUAAUAGCGGUCCCAUGCGGCGUCUGCCAUUUUGCGGGUCUUGUCAGCCGUGGGCUGCUUGUGGAGUUCCGCUGUCAGCGCUCUUCUGGACUCCGCUGCCUGGGGGGUGUGGACCGGGAUCACCCCCACCAGUCCUGAAGGGGGAGGGAACGGGUAGUCAGUGGCUCGGUAUCUCCGCUGUAGGAGCGGACGUCUUCCCCUCCCUCCCUCCCCCCCCCAUCUCCCAGCUCCGUCCACCAUAGGCUGCAGCCUGCCGCCUCGGUUGCACGGUUAUGGGGCACACUCACCUUUGGUAUCAGGAGAGUCUCCAGGGGGCCCCCAACAUGGGUAGCAUACCCCGAUUUUAUUGCAGGCUUGAAAACUUUGAGUAUUUCCCUUGGAAUCCAUGUGUUUGGCUAGAGCUCCUCCACCAUGCGACUGUGCUGCUUGCAGGUUAGGCCCCACCCCCAAAAAGUGGGUUUUGAAUUUUUUUUUAUUUUUUUUAAGGAGUGGAGACUGGGUAAGCGUCUUUCAGAAAAGGGAAGGUAGUUCCAUAGGAUUUGUGCAGCCCUCGAUAAGUCUUGAAUGCGAGCAUCAGAGGUGGGACUACAAACAGAGGAUAGACACAGGUCUUCAGCAGCGCGUAGGAGUCUAGAUGGGACAUACUUGUGUAUUUGGGAGGUUAGCUAGAUGGGAGUAGCAAUAUGUAGAGAUUUGAACGCAAGAAUCAGAAUUUUGCAUUGAGCUCUAUAUCUUACCGGAAGCCAAUGCAGGGGACUGACAGAAAGGUGAGGCAUGGGAGGUGCGGGCAGACAGGAAGAUGAGCCUCACCAUCGCAUAUAUUAGAGAAUACAAGGGGAUAAGUUGGAACAUGUAAGACCACUGAGAAGCGGAUUACAGUAGUCCAGACGAGAAAGGACAGUGAAAUGGACCAGCACCUUAGUCGCAUCUGGCGUUCAAUAGGGGCGGAUGUGUGUAAUGGUUUUUGAGAUGAAAGUGGCCGGAUUUGGCGAUUGACUGGAUAUGAGAGUGAAGGAGAUGUCGAAGUCAAAGAACACCUAGGCAGUAAGCCUGCGUGGUGGAGCUGAUGGUAGCACCAUUAACGUGGAGGGAGACAGAAAUGGGAGUAACAACAACUGAGGGAGGAAAGACCAGACGUUCUGUUUUGGACAGGUUGAGCUUAAGGAAGUGGGCAGUCAUCCAGUUAGAAAUAGCAGAGAGGCAGUCCAGGCACUCAAGAGGGGCGGGGGAAGAUCGGGGAGGAGAAAAAUCAGCGUGUCAUCUGCAUAGAAAUAAUAUUGGAAGCCAAAGGAGCUAAUGAGUUUACCAAGGGAGGCAAUAUAGAUCGAAAAAAGUAGGGGAACAAGGACUGAACCUUGGGGGACACCAACAGAGAGAGGGGUUGGGAGGAAAAGGCAGAGAAAGAGACUAAAAUAGCACUGGGUGAGGCAGGAGGAGCACCACGAGAGAGCAACAUCUCGUAGACUGCGAUUACGGAAGAUGAGAAGAAGCUGUUAAUGAUAAACCGUAUCAAAAGCAGCGGAAAGGUCAAGGAGUAUUAGGAUAGAGUAGUGACCAUGAGAUUUUGCUGCAAGUAGAUAGAUACAUUGGUCAGAGCAGUUUCCACAAAGUGCUGAGCGCAGAAACCAGACUGAAGUGGGUCGAGCAGAGAAUUUGACCUGAUGAAGUCUGUCAAUCUCACAUACACAAGUCCUUCAAAGAUUAAAGAUCUUUUUUCUUUGUCAUGUCAAUGUCCACAUGUUAUACUGCUUAUAUAUUAUUGAUGUUUUAAAAUGUUGACAAAUAUGUAUAAUUGUUAUUUUUAUUAUUAUUUCUUAAAAAACAUUAAAAAAAAUUAGAAAAGGAUCUUGGACGCAAAAGGCAGUAGCGAGAUAGGGCGGUAGUUUGAUGGGGCGUUAGGGUCAAGGUUGGGCUUUUUUAGAAUCUGGAUUACAGUUGCAUGUUUGAAGGGUAAUGGAAAUAUGCCAGAGGCGAGGGAGAGAUUGUCUCCUUCUCUUGCUUUGCCUCUCACUAAAAUUCUCAGAGUACGGAUGAAAUGCGAGGGAUUAGGAUGAAGGGAGCAGGUGGUGGGACGGGAGAACCAGAACAGAAACUUCUUCUGCUGUAGUGGGUGCGAAUGAACAGCACAGGGAGUGAAGUUGGGAAAAGUAUUGUAAGGGGAAGGAGAGAGAUGAGAAAUCUCUUCCCUAAAUGUAGAGAUCUGGUCAGUGAAGUGAGUUGCAAAGUUUGUGAUGGUUAAGUUGUUAGAAGGAGGAGCAACAGGGCGAAGAAGAGAGUUUAAUGUGUGAAAUAGUCGUUUGGGUUGGCGGGAUAAUGUGGUAAUGAGGAUAUUGAAGCAAUGUACUUUUGCAGAGAAAAGAACCAAGCUGUAAGAGCGCAGCAUAAAUUUAUAGUGGAGAAAGUCAGAUGCAUAACACCAGCAUUGUUCAUCUGUUCUGGAGCGUAUUUGGAGGUAUCGAGUCAGCUUGGUGUGCCAUGGUUGUAGUUGGGGGCGCUUGCAGCGUUUAAGUGUAGGAGGUGCCAUGAUGUCUAGUUGAGAGGAGAGGGUGGAGUUGUAGAAGGAGAUUACAGAGCUAUGGCAGCUGAGGUUUGAGAUGGUUAAAAGGAGUGUUUGGAGGUUAUUGGAGAAGUGCUCUAGGUCAAGACAUUGGAGUUUUCUGUGAUAUUGAUAUUCAUAUGCUAGUCUCUGCCUUUAUCUGGCUUGUUAUUGGUCUGUUAGGAAAUAUUGGAUUUUCCACCCGUGUCACAGAUUUUAUUGUAUUUUUUUCUGGUGUUGGUUGGGGUCUUUAUUUGGACAGGAAAUGAAUUCCUGGUAAUAUAUUUUUGUGUACAAUGGGUGAUUCAUUUAUUUGUUACUCAUAUGAUAUUUUAAUUUCCUAGCGCUUUGGAAUCGGAUUGCAGAACCUGUUGCACGCAUGAGGAGAGAGACUGGAAUGCUACGCCUUUUUCCAGAGUAUCUUAAAGGAGAAGAGAUGUUUGGGCUUACUUUGCAUGCGGUGCUGCGCAUCGCUGAAUCUGUAAGUAACCAAUCUUCAGCUAACAUUUUUAUCAGCCCAUUCUUUUUAUUCUGUUGUAGCUUUGUAUAGUAAUUUAUCAACAUUGUCAUUUCUAUAUUUCACUUUUUAAUGUUAUUCAUUGUAUGUGUUUGAAUUUAGUUGCCUGGGGUGGAGAAUUGUCAGAAUUAUCUCUUCCGAUAUGGUAGACAUCCUUUAAUGGAGUUGCCUCUCAUGAUCAACCCAACUGGCUGUGCCAGGUCUGAGCCAAAGAUCAUGACCCACUACAAGCGGUGAGUAGAGAUUUAUAGAAUAUGCCUUUUUAGAAGAUGAAAAACAUAAACAUACUGAGGUUACAAUUAAAUGUCCAUUGGAGUGAUACGUAAACCAUUAUUUAACUAUGCAUAGGGAUUUAGAUAACUGUUUUUUGGGAGGGGGGGUUAAAUAAAAAUAUUGGUGGUCAAAAUUUUGAUAAGCAUUCAAAGUUUGUAGCAACAAAAGCUUCCCUAUCCCCUUUUAUUUUGUAUUCUUCACGCAUUCUCUAGUCUGUGUGAUGAAUCUUGAAUCUUCAGUUGUCUUUGAACUCACCAGAAAUACUGCAACAGGUUGUGUCUAUUAAAUGCAGCUGUAGGCUAAUUGCUAUGACAGAUUCUUGGGUUAAAGACUAAUUUUUGGAUUAUUACAGAAAAAUAUACUAGUUAAAGUGACACUAUAGGCGCCAGAGCAACUUUAGCUUAAAGGGGCUCAUGGAAGUGGUCUGGGUGCAGUGUCAGUCAUACUUAGUCAUGCAAUGUAAAACAUUGCCGUUUUAGAGAAACGGCAAUAUUUACAUUGCAGCACUAAAACCACCUCUAGUGGCGGUCUACCAGACUGCCACUAGAGACGCUUCCUACUUGCUAGGCAACUUAAGCCUGAAGCCGGACGUCCUCAUGUUCUGCAUGAGGGGUCACGUGGGUGGGGAAGGCAGAUGGGACUAUAGUGUUAGGAAUACAAGUUUGUAUUCCUAAUACUAUAGUAUUUCUUCAAUGAAGCCGUUUUGUGUACAGAUCAUGACCCUGCAGUCUCACUAAUUUUCUGCUAUUUAGGCGUUCAUUUUUAUUUCUGUUCAUGCAGCCCUAGCUACACUUACUUGUGUGUGACUUGCACAGCCUUCAUAAACACAUCCUGUAAAGAUAGCUCUAAUGUUUAAACUUCCAUUAUGUUUAAUUUAGAAUUUUUUUUAAUCUCCUGCUCUGUUAAUAGCAUAUGAUUGAAAAUCAAAGCAUUUUUAUGCAGGCUGUGUCAUCCAGAGGAGGUGUGGCUAGACCUGCCUAAAGUGAUUUAGUGAUUUAACUCCUUUAUCCUAAAUGGCAGAGGAUUGAACAGUGAAAUUGCUGGGGCAUGACUUAACCUCCAGUACUUCUUCAUUAAGCUAAAGUUGUUUUAAUGCCUACAGUGUCCCUAAAAAAAGAGAGAGGAAAAAAAAACAUGAAAAUUUAUAUUUUUAAUGAAAUGGCAAUUUUUGGCACAUAAGCUAAAGCUCUGACCUAGCAGUCAAUUCUAGUUUCAUGGACAGCAGAACAAAAUAGAUAUACCUGAGGACUCCUGUGUGAUGCUGUUUUGCUUGAAUUAAAAGGUUCAUGUCGGUAGGUUUUCAAAUGUAUGCAUUGCUCCAAUGAAAUUUAACCCCUUCAGGACAGGUGACGGACGAGGUCCGUCACAGAGGGGAGACCCUUAACGACGGGUGACGGACCUCGUCCGUCACGCGGUAAAAUUAACCCCGGAUCGCGGCGUUAAUGGUGCUCCCGGUAUGCCUCCGCAUUAGAGGCAUACCGGGAGCACCCGGUCAGGCUGCCCAGCACAUGUGCUCGCUCUGACCGCAAGUCAGAGCGAGCACAUGUGCUCUGUAUACUCACCUACCGGCUCCCUGCACUUCCGGGUUCUGUGUGAAGUGCAGGGAGCCGGAUCAGUGAUGAUCCUGCCCCCUGCUGGAAAAAAAAAUAAAGUUAAUUUAAAGUCCCCCCCCUUACCCAUUUUAAUAAAAAAUUAACCCCUUCCCUGCCAAUUGAUCACUGACUACAGUGAUCAAUUGGCAGGGAUUACAUUUUACUAUGAUCUGAUUUUUUUUUUUAACCCCUGAGGGUUAAUUCUUUUUUUUUUUAACCCUCAGGGGUUAAAUUAAUUAAAUUAAUUAAUUAUUUUUUAAUUAUAUAUUUAGCUAGCUGGGGUGGGUGGAAGUUAGUGGGGAAUUGGGGGAUUUGGCGUUAGGCUAACUAGGGGUUAACGUUAAAAAAAGUUUUAAAAGAAACUUUAAAAAGUUAAAAAUUAAGCUUAAAAAAAUGUUUUAAUAACAUUUAAAUAAAAAAAACAAAAAAAACACACUUUACCUAGUCCAAAUAAAAAUUAACCCCUUCCCUGCCAGUCGAUCACUGCCUACAGCGAUCAAAUAGAGAUCACAGUAUUAUACUGUGAUCUAAUUUUUUUUAACCCCUGAGGAUUAACUUUUAUUUAUUUUUUUAACCCUCAGGGGUUCAAUUUAAUUAAUUUAAAUAUUUUAUAACUAUAUAUUUUGCUAGCUGGGGUGGGUGGGAGUUAUGGGAAAAUGGGGAAUUUACUGUUAGUGCUGCAUACUGCUAGUUAGGGUUUAACGGUAAAAAAAAAAAGCUUAGAAAAAUGUUAAAUCUGUAAAAAAGUUUUAAGAAAGUUUAGGAAAGUUUAAAAAAAAUUUAUAAGCAAAACAAAAGUUUAAAAACUAGUUUUUAAAAGUAAAAAAGUUAUAAAAAGUAAAAAAAUACAUUUUAAAAACGCUCAUUACCACUACACCUGGAACAAACUAGAGAAAAAAUUAUCCCACGCCAAGGUUCAAAAUAUGCCUUUUGAAUUACCCCAGGGUGUAUUCUUUAAUAAAUAGUAUGUGUUUGUGGGGAAGUUUCAAUAACCAACCGUCUAAACUACUCCAAAUUGGAACAUGGACACAGCGUAAAACUUCAAAGUUAGAAAAAAACUGAAUGGCUGCGUCUCAAAUGCGCCCCUUCAACAUCCACAUAUACCUGGCAAAGGUACAUACGGGGGUAUUGCUGUACUCAGCCGACAUAGCUGAGCAACAUAUGAAGUAUUAUACAGUCAUAGUACACAUAAGGUUUGCAAAAUAUGCUGCGCAAACUCACUUUGUAUGUCAAAAAGGCAGAAAAAAUGCUUAUUACCACUACACUUGGUACAAGCUAGCGGAAAAAUGAUCCCACGCUAAGGUUCAAAAUAUGCCUUUUGAAAUACCCUGGGAUGUCUUCUUUAAGAAAUGGUAUGGCUUUAUGGGGAAUUUGGAUUAUAUAGCCUGGUAAAAUACUCUAAAAUGGGACAUAGGCACAGCAUAAAAAUUCAAAGUUUGAAAAAAACUGGAAUGGCUGUGUCCCAAAUGUGCCCCUCCGAUGUCCACACAUACCUGGCAAAGGUACAUACGGGGGUAUUGCUGUACUCAGCCGACAUAGCUGAGCAACAUAUGAAUUAUUAUACAGUCGUAGCACACAUAAGGUUUGCAAAAUAUACUGUGCAAACUCACUUUGUAUGUCAAAAAGGCAGAAAAAACGCUUAUUACCACUACAUCUGGUACAAGCUAGCGGAAAAAUGAUCCCACGCUAAGGUUCAAACUAUACCUUUUGAAACACCCUGGGGUGUCUACUUUAAGAAAUGGUAGGCCUUUGUGGGGUAGUUUGAAUUUAAAACCUGCGAAGAUGCUUGGAAAUUGCACAUAGGCCCAGCGUCAAAAUUCAAAGUUUGGUAAAAACGGAUAUGGCUUGGUCUCCUAUAUGGCACUGUAGCUUCACAAAAUAGUGACAAAGACAUUCAUUGGGGGUGUAUUUUUACUCAAAAGACUUAGCUGAGCAUAAUUUGGGAGGUUUGAACUUAGUGGCACAUAUGAAAUAUACAAAACGCCCAGCAAAAAUGCAAUCCGUAUGUAAAAAAUGCACAAAAUAAUUUUUUUACCACAUACUUUGGCAUAUAUUGGUGAAAAAAUGGGGGUAUGUUAAGGCACAAUAUGCACCUUAUGAGAUACCCUGGAGUGUCUACUUUUACAAAUGGUAGGCCUUUGUGGGGGUUUUUUGAACAGUCAAACUGUUAUAAUACCCCAAAUGGAAGCUAAGGCUCAUUAAAUCCAUCUCUCAAAAUUCUACUGUGAAUACUGAAAAGGACAGGUAUCCUGUAUGGCACUGUAACUUCACGAAAUAGUGCAAAAGACAUACAAUGGGGGUGUCAUUUUACUCAGCAGAUGUAACUGAACACAAAAUAAAACUUUGUACAGGAAUAGCACACACCAACUUUACAAAAUAUACACGAGAAUUUCUCUGUUAUAAGUUUGUGUGCCAAAAACCAAAAAGAACACAAUUUUACUCCAAUAUUUAGCAGAGGUUGGCGGUAAUAUGGCUACGUAGAAAGUGUCAAAACAACCUUAGGUAAAUAGCCCGUGAUGUCUACUUUAUAUAAAUAUAUACUUUUGUGUGGCAAUUUUGUUUUCUUUUAUGGCUAUUAAGCUUACAAGACAAACAUACCAAAUUCUAAAAUCGCUCCACAUUAAAAGUUUAUUUUACUCCUUGUGCUUUGUGACCUGUAACUACCAAAAAAAACUUAAAAUCCCAGACACAUUAUAUAUUCUGUAAAUCAGAACAAAUAAAUAAAUUUAUUUUUAAUUACUUUCCUUAACCUGCACUAAUUAUGCACACAUUAUUAUUGCAAAAACUGUAAAAAAAAACAAUAUUUUUCAUUUUUUUUGCAUUUUUCUGUAUUUUUUUUAUAAUAAGUAAGCAUUUAUAUAUAUAUAUGUUAUAUCAAAUUAAAGCCCUUUCUGUCCUUUAAAAAACAGUAUAUAAUAUGUGUCGGUGCAAUAAAUGAGAGAGAUGCAAAUUGCAGUUGAACGCAAACAGCAAGAAAAUGCAAAAAUUGCUUGUGUCAUUAAGCGUAAGUCAAGCUUCUGAAGCUGUGUCCUUAAGGGGUUAAAUCAAAUUUGAUUAUUUAUAUUAUGUGUAUGUAUAUCUGGUUAUUUCAAAAUGGCUUCUGUAAUCCAGUCACCCUCUGUGUUGCCCAUUGUUGCUGUUUGUCUUCUCAACGUCUGCUUCUGUAAUUUUUUUUUCUUUAUGGACAUUGGAUAAAACUAUGCAAAUGUGAAGCUGAAAGUGCAGCUGUAGGCAGGACCUUCCCACCCGAAGGUGAAAUGGUCCGAUAAAGUGCUCAUUCUGUUGUGUCUGCAUGGAUCUGAUCACAACUCUGUCCAGCAGAGGACGAUAGCCUCAAAGUUCAGUUGAAGUCAUCAUUGCUCAGUUUAGCUCUCUCCUGUGAGGAGUAGAGUACCUUUUUGUUUGUAGCAGGUGUACUCCACUCAAAUAGGACCAAAAUUGAUAAGAACAACUCAGAACUUAGUUCUAAACUGCUUAAUUGACAGCUCAGUGAGCGAUCUUUUAGAUUAAAUGACGUGGUCAGGUUCUCGCUCCCCUGUUUGUUUACCUUGCUCUCUUUCGCCAUGUCACUCUUCCUCUUGUGGGGUUUCCGUGCUUGCGAGUUUUGGGGUUCCUGGAGUGGUUGUGCUGCUAACAAACGCUGAUUGGCUCUAAAAUGCUCGCAAGUGGUAGAAAUUGUACUGUGGCUCCUUCCCUCUCCUCACAUUGGCCCGCAUUCCACUUUAGGCACCAGUCACAGUCAUGGUCUGUGUUUAGGGUGGAACCAUCACUAGAAAUGGGCUCCCUAGGCAUAUGUUCCCUGGCCUUUCCUUCAGGUAUUCCUGACCAUAUCUGCACUUUAUCCCUGUUUCGCUUUAGUUUAUUUUGAAAUGUCAUUUCUGUGUUUCGGGUUCCUUCCACUAACCUGACAAAUGCUUUUUACAAAUCUUUGCUGCUAUAACCCACACUAAUCUAAGUGUGCUCUGGAUGUUCUAAGCACCAAGCACUUUUCAAUAUAUCAAAGUGCUUAUGAUAUGUAGACUGACCCUUUAACAAUUGUGUGAUCGAAAAGUAAUGUGUUGUAAGGAAUUGUGCGGGAUGUAUUUUUUUUCUUUGUUUUGCAUAAUGUUUCAUUUGUUGUUGAUACCUUUCUUUAUAGGCCUCACACUCUGAACAGCACUAGUAUGUCCAAAGCCUACCAGAGCACCUUUACAGGGGAGACAAAUACACCCUAUAGCAAGCAAUUUGUGCACUCAAAGUCCUCCCAGUACCGUCGGCUGAAGACUGAGUGGAAGAACAAUGUAUAUCUGGCUCGUUCAAGAAUUCAGGGAUUGGGCUUGUAUGCAGCAAAGGACCUGGAGAAGCACACGAUGGUCAUAGAGUACAUUGGCACCAUAAUCCGGAAUGAAGUGGCCAAUCGUCGGGAAAAGAUCUACGAAGAGCAGGUGAAGACAGCUUUACUGUUUGGUUCUCCCAGAUCUCUGUUACUACUAUCACCACGACCACUUCAGUGAUUUGAAGUGAUUAGGUGGUAAGAGUAUGUUUGUGCAGUGUUACUGCUUGAAACACUGCACAUGCAUUAUUUUCAGUUGUGUGCUGGAAACCAGUUGCACCACCAGCACAUGUGACUUGAGUAGCCCUGAACUCUGUUCAUGCUGCCUAAUUUCAAUUCUGUGCUGUCUUGCCUUUGCAGGGCAGCUGCAAGGGUAAAAUAGCUCUCCCCUACCUUUCAUCUCUCACCAUUGAAUAAAUAGGAGGAAUUCUCCCUCCCUCCCCUCCCUUUGCUGGCACAGAGAGCACGCAUGCACUCAGAGCCAGCGUAUCAAUCUAAUCACAGACUUCUCAGUGAGAAAAUCAGGACUGGCAGCUGCGCCUAGUUCUGGAUUAAGGUACGUUUAAAACAUUUAAAUUUUUUGCAAGUUUUGACAGGAACAGGGGCCUAAUAGCUAUGACCUAUGGGGCAUUUAUAAAAAAAAAAAAAAUUUAAUUGUAUAUCAGGGUCGGAGUAACACUUAAUAUGAACAGUCAAGCAAGGUUUGAGGAUUGUUUGUUUUGGUUUUUUUCACCCAUGGAUCAGCAAAAUCGUAUUUUCUUUAGGACCACCUACAAACAAUAAUGGGGAGUAUACAUCUGCUUCCUAAACACAUCCUUUGGGAAAAUGGUACAUGCCCACCAUCCCCAAUUCCUGACCUCAGGCUUUGAAGAGCCAAAACCUUCCACUUUUGGCAUGGUAUUGGGUUAAAUUUUUUCCAUCCUUGAGUUUUGGACUUGUUUCCCUCCAACUACUACUCCUCAUGUCAUCACUUUUACAUUAAAUUAAGUGCCUCUCAUUAACAAAGGGCAUCUGUAAAUUACUGACAAAAGCCUGAAAGACUAAAAUGAACGAGUAAUAAGCGUAAAUUUCUAAAAUGAACAAAUACAUCAAAAAUUAAACUUUUGUCUUUUGUUUUUGUUCCAGAACCGGGGGAUAUACAUGUUUCGAAUAAAUAAUGAACAUGUGAUUGAUGCCACUUUGACCGGUGGGCCUGCCAGGUAAGAUUUUACAGUUUAUGGGCUGGUAAUUAGAAAAGUUUUUAGAAAGAAAUGUUUCUAACUGCCCCUUGCUUUUUAAGGUACAUUAACCAUUCCUGCGCCCCCAACUGUGUUGCUGAGGUAGUAACAUUCGACAAAGAGGACAAGAUUAUCAUUAUCUCCAGUCGCAGGAUCCCAAAAGGAGAGGAGGUAACGGUUUGGUACACGUAGUGUGAUGGAACAUUAGUGCCAGGACAAUGUUUAAUCAAAAUUACUUUAUAGAAAGGUAACCUGGUGCCUGUACAUGUGUGCUUAUAGUCUUAGAAACUGGAAUCUCUUUCUCAUUCCUGUCGCAUUCCUUGCAUCCUGUCAAUUUGUAAUGACUCAUGGGAAUUUACGAUUAUUUGCUUCUGUUUUCCAAGUGUCAUCAUAUGUUAAAACUCUUAAAAUUACAAAUGCUACAGUAUUAAAUUAUAAAUUGUAGGAUCAGGCAGCAGCGCCUGUGAUGGGAUUCCCAUGCUCAGAGCGAUACGGAGGAGGGAAGGAAAGACACGGAUAUAGUGUAGUAUGUUGAGAUCUUUAGUGAUGGUAAAUGAAGGGAAAGGAAUUGCACUUAUACUCUGCUCCAGAUAUGUGUGCCUGGAUGGUACAAUCCCCACCUAUGGAUAUGUAGAUGGUCCUUGGAUGUCAACAUACUACACUAUAUCUGUAUAAUUUUCCUUCCCUCCUCCAUAUCUCUCUGAGCGUUGGAAUUCCAUCACAGGCGCUGCUCCCUGAUCCUACUAUUUACAUCCAUCGUACCACCAGAAAAGAAGAGACUCUGUUUUUUUGGAAGUUUCAGCAGCCACAUACUAUAAUUACAAGUACUGAUAUUCCUCCUACCCCUCUAUUCAUCAGUAUUAAAUUAUACUCUAGACCUUAAAAUGUUGUUAAUGCUCUCGCUUAAAAAAAAAAAAAAAAAAAAAUCAUGUUGGUGUGUUCAUUUAAGUACAUUUUCACUUUAGUCAUUGUCAGUCUGAUAUUGAUCUAACCUGGUUGGAGAGGUUAAGCAGAGAACUGGAUUUUAUAAAGUUAUCUGGUUAUAAACCUUGUUUUCAAGAGGUUUAGAGGAAAAAGAAAUACAACAUCCGAUCAGGGUCAUGGAUAUUGGGUAAAUGAUUUGUUUUGAAUGGGAGUGAUUAUUACAUAUUUGGAGGCAAUUGGAAAAGAACCAGGAGAAAGUGAAGACAUGUUAAUCGAAGCUGCAACUAGAGAGGGGGAAAGAAACCUAAAAAUCUGUGUAUGUGGGUUGUAGGGAGCGAGAGAGAGAGAGAGUUGAAAUCUUCUCUAUAGUAACUGGUGAAAACAAGCUUGUGGUAGGGUAAAUAGGAUGGAGCUUAAUAUAUAAACAGUUUAAAGCCGGUAGCUCACAGUUUAUUUAGCAUUAUACGCAACAAAUGUAACUAUGUAACAUUGUAAUUUACCAACCUUUCAUUUCUUCUUGCUAGCUCACAUAUGAUUACCAGUUUGACUUUGAGGAUGAUCAGCACAAGAUCCCAUGUCACUGUGGAGCGUGGAACUGCCGGAAAUGGAUGAACUGA
Messenger RNA from Pelobates cultripes (western spadefoot toad), 84836 nucleotides. The record is from the annotation of a GenBank genome assembly. Lineage: Eukaryota; Metazoa; Chordata; Amphibia; Anura; Pelobatidae.